CUUGCCUCAUUGGUAUGCAAGCGGCGCAGUGUGUGUAUGAGGGAGAGGGACGAGUGAGGUAGAUAUAUAGAGAGAGAGAGAGGUAGCAGUCAGUGCAAUGGGAUAGAGGAGAGCGAGGAGGAGGAGGAGGAGAGUGAAUGAGAAGCUGCUGGAUCUGCCUUCGCCUUUGCCUGCGUGCCCUGCCUGUCGUCUGCUGAAGCUGGGGUUUUUUACUGCCGCGCCACCGCGCUGCACUGGCACAGAGCGGAGACACGGCCCAUUUGCAUCCAACGUCUGCACCCUCAGCACCAACACGGAUACACACAGAGACAAAAUCUUACUCCACCAGCGAGGAAAAAAAAACACGAGACAGACUAACCAGGCUUUCUCCAUCAUCACGAGGGGGGACGCAGCAGCUACAAAAAGGGGGCCUGACGCUACCAUUUAGGCACCAGCUGCUCCAUCAGCCAAACCCCCCUCCACCUUAUCCCAUCCUUACCAACAACACCACCACCACCACCACUCCUCUCUUGCUCCUCCCUAUGUCCUUGUCCUCGGCGGCUCCUCUCACCUCCCUGGCCAGUAUAUGGAUAGAAGCUCCCUGUUUCAGCUCAUACAAGAGCAGGUAAGCCAGCCAGCCAGUCAGUCAGCAGGCAAGCAAGCAAGCCGCGGCAGAGGUUUCUAUGGUUACGGAGCUCCCAGCCACCUUGCCGUCUAUCCAGGGAUUGAGACAUGGUUGGAGGCUGGGGGUGAGGGCUGGUGUUAGGAUGUGAUUUAUUUUUUUAUUUGCAUGAAUAAAAAUGGAAAGCAAGAAAGAACACAGUGGAUGAGGGUAUCAUGGAGCCACGCUGGCCCCGAGAAUGUGAGGUCAGAUCAUGAACCACAGCGGGAAGGAGGGGGGGGUGUCAUGUCAUGGUUUUAUGGAAAAGAGGGAGGAAGAGGGGGUGUGUGUGUAGAAAAAGAUGGAUGGACAAAUGAUGUAUGGAUUGAUUGAUCAGGGUUUUUUCUUCUUAAUUGGCUGAAUUCUUUUUGUCUCUUCAAAUGAGGAGACAAUCGAAAGAAAUUGGUCACCUAUAGCUGCUGUAGUAGCAUUUGCCGUAAUCAUGCUGUAUGUGCAUGCAUUUUUAUGUUUGUAGCUAAACAUUUGAAGGAUGUGUUCUGUUUUUGUGUUUACUACAUACACAGGGGUAAAAAAAAAAAAAAAAAAGCAAAGAUCAUGAAAUGACUCCAUCUUUAUUUCCAGGAGUCAGAUACUGAGCCAGCUCUUGUGCCACAGCGUCUUUCCAGGAUAGAGGCUGUUAUUUGACCGUAAACUCCAGUCUUCUCAUUCAACCCUGCUGUCAAAAACACAGCAUUUGUGCCCAUUUCCAGGCCAGUGAAAAAUGUAUUCCUUGACAUCUGGUUUCUUGCAGUCCUCUGCCCAAAAUGCUGCUCCCCCUGUCUGGUCAGAUCUAUUUUCGAGUCCUGCUUUGGUCUGCCAUUUCCUAAAUUAGAGCCAAAAAAGAAUUUGAGGAUUCUUCCCGAAGAGCAUGUAGAUAUGUUUGUCUUUGCAUCCUGAAGACAUGACUGAUCGUUUGUGUGUAUUUCCAGUUUAAUUUCAAGCCUUACGUUUACCUCCUGGUUUCUAAUGAGUCUUGUCUUUUCGAAGAUAAACUGGUCUUUUGGGGUUUGGGCUGAUUGACAGAUAGCUUGGGCCAUCAUUCUGGCCAAGAGAAAGUAAUUGAUUAUCUGCUGCAAUGUCUAGGGUUCACGAGUGGCCCAUCAGCAACACAGGAGCCAUGGAGAGAUGUGCUUGUGUGUCUGUGAUCAUGUUCAUGGGCUCAUUUUUGUGAAUGCGUUUCUAUUACAAGAGGAGGAAGCCUGUGUGGGUUGAGUGAGAAGAUGCUCUGUGGUCACACCAGUGAGUCAGUUACUGUAAAAGCUCUUCACUCAAAACAGCUACUUAGCAAAACCACAAAAACACAUAUUCCCUCAUAGUCACAAUUUAAUGUGAUAUCAGAGAGGCUGACUCAUCAGUGCCUGUGUCCGUUUUGGACAUGGCAAGUCAAAGGCUGGAAUGCCAACAUUAAACACAGUAAACAAUGGUCGCUCUAGUGACUUUGGGUUUACUCUACUCUACGAUAUGUUCAUAUGGACAACUCACAAGUACAGUCAUCUACACAUUUAGAUAAAAUCUAUACCAAAUCACUGAUGACAGCAGGCUGACGACAUUUUUUCACCUUUGGGACACCAUACUGUGACCUUUGAUUUGGAAAAGGUCUCUCUAAUUAGACUAGAAUGAGAUAAAAGUCUGCCAGAAGCUUUUUGGACUGUGAACAGGCAAAGCUUGUUUUUAACAAAGCAGGCUGCCUGCAUAAACAUCGGGCACUUUUUUUUACAUCCUCAUCCAGGAAAACACUUUGCAGAACAUGCCCGUUUUUUUCCUCUCCAGCUCUGCGCUCCGGAUUUGAUUCGUCACAAGCUAUUUUGGACAAGCGUCUCGAGGCUUCCCAUAAUGACCACAGUGUCCCACCAGUCUCUAAUGAAUGAGGGAGCAUGUGUAGGUCAAGUGUUUCGCUGAAGGGCAUCUUCAUAGUCAUAGUAAUUUCGUCAUUGGCCGGGGUGAUGUGAUACUAAUCUGCAAUCUUAUUGGUCAACAUGGCGCUAAUGAUGUUAAGUUCAAAAACUAAACAAAUCUGAAAGAGCACAUUAACAGUCUUCCGAUGUUUACCAGCUCUUCCUACAUGGCCAACUGAAUUGCCUGUUUAUGUGAGGACCAUCAAACUCAUUCUGCCACUGAGCUGACAUCGGUAAAAGUAACAGAGGUGAAACGCUGUCUCAGGACACAAUGGAGAUUGCUGUAUCUGAUUCCAAAUGGGUGUGUCAUGACUGUAUAUACUCUGGACAGCUUGGUUCCACCUUCCACCACUAUACAGAUUUGAAGCCGAAAAGCUCUCGGUAAUUCCACUUGUGCAGUAGCACUGUACGCAUUCGGUGGGAGAGUUGCAGAGUCGCUGUGAUGACGCUUGGUUUAAACAGCGUAUCCUCCGGGUGAGCUAAGCAAUUUUUGUAUACCCAUAGGCUGUAUCAAGUGUCAAUCAUAAAAACAUGAACCCCCUAAUAACUUUUAAAAACGGAGCUUCACAGAAAAAAGAGGACUUGAGCACAAACCAGUCUUACAAUAACUACAUGUCAAUAUUGCAACCAGGGGGAAAAAAAAUUAUAUUCUGUGUAAUUAAUUUCUAAAGUUUGUCCACAGCUCCAUAGGGAUUGCUGGAGGAGGUGGGAUUUAUGACCUUUACUGCAGCCCGUCAACAGAGGGUGCUGUUUUUGGGGUGGCUUCACCCAGCGAGAAGACAGACGGCGUCCAUUCUAUAUACUGUCUAUGGACACCACAGUGAUGUGUUUCUAGUGAUAAUUCAUUUAAGUGAUUAGUAAAUAUGGUAGAUUUGAGGCACAUAUCCCUUGUCAACAGCAGUACACCUUCCAAUAAACACAAAGUUUUUAGUCAUUACUUGUCCAAAACCUCCUUUGAUCAGGUAAACACUGGAUAUAAAAGACAUGCUGCUCAAAUACUGUGGGGGUUUCCUGGAGUUUUGCACUCAAAGAAAACGGGCUUUGCUUAGUUUAUUUGAGCUCUGCAGGUUUAAAAGAGAGCUCUGUCAACCUGAGCUUCAUGAAAGUGCUGCAGGGGCAGAGGAAGAGAAAGUAACAGUGGCAACCUGAGUGAGUUUAUUAGUCUUUGUCUGCAGGAGGUUGCAAUGCCGAGCUCAGGCUAUUUCUGGCCUUUGCAGACACACACAUAUGCUCUUGAUCACAGAACACACUUUUUUUCCUCUGAUAGUCUUUCUCUAGUGUUUUCUUGAUAAGACAGCUCAAUGGUCAGCAGCACUUAGCUGCUAAAAUGCAUUAUCUUCAGUCAGUGAAUGUCUCCCCUCAUGUCUUUUAGCCCUUAUCUGGCCUAUUUAUAUCUGCCCCACAAAGACUUUGGGUACUGAGUACUAUUCUGACAUACUCAUGACUUGUAGAGGGAAUACAGCUUUUCCAUACCGUCCCUCUUUUAUUGGUCUUUGGUUAUAAUUUGCCUUUAGCAGUAUUUGAAAAUGCCCCUGGCUGUUUGUACUUUGCUCAAACGCCAAGAAACUGACUUGGAUGGUUGUUUGUAUUGAGGAAAUUCCCUUGGCAUCUCUCUUCAGUGUCCUCCUCUUGAGGAAGAAAGUGCUUUGGAUCUUAUGGCCAUCACGCUGCAGUGCCACAUCGGUAAUGUUUGAGCGUAACGAUGGUAACGGCAGGCCAGAAAGAGCACUGUGAUAAUUACCCAGUUGUCGGUGAGUCCUAAGGGCAGCAGAGACAAUAUAAAGAGUUUUAUCUGAUGCAAUGCAAAUAUGCAGUGUAAAUGCCACUACCCUCAGCAGAUACACAACCCUGUUUAAGUUUGACAGUCUGGUUCACAGAGACCAGCGGAGUCGGUAGUAUUGGCUGUCUGCCAUUGGGUUAGCGCUGUGGCUCUGAAACUGGGAAACAAACCAGUGCUGGUGCUGCCCUCCCACCUCAGAGGAGUGUGAGUCACAAUCUUCCAAGGGGUAAAUUUUGGUCAUUCAACAGCUAAAAUCAACCUUUUAAGAUUCUGUGCUUAAGACAUCAAAUAUGGAUGUAUCAUAAAAAGUGGUCCAAUUUGCUACCCAAGCUUGAUCCUUCAGAGCAGUCUGGUAAAUCUUUUCUGUUCAUGUUUUCUGCUCUACUGUUUUGUUUGAUGUUAGUUCCUGUUAGUUGGUUUUCCUAAUGAUUCGGUGUCCAGGUGGUUAUUUCUGAAGGGUGCAUACGAACAGAUGUCUCGAGUCACCAGGAGCCCUGAAUGAUUCAUUUUGUUACGUAGUGUCAGAAAAUAAGAGCAAGAACCAAAAAUAGUUUGGUGGAAAACCCAAAGUUGCUCAGUCACAUCACAGUAACAAAAACCUGAAUAUCCUGCAGCUGAAACUUCCAAAUCUACUGAAACGGUUAACUGGACUAAUUGAUUCCAAUGAAUUCAGUAUUGGUGGAAUUGACUUGCGCAAUUACAGAAUAGAUCAAGUUAGGUUGUGUAUAAAAAGUCAACAGGCUGUAAAAGUUAUGGGGUAGAAGACCUUAAUCAAGUGAUUUGGUCAAAUACAUGAUCUUAAAAUGCAAACAGAAAUAAACAAUUUCACUCUGGACUUCAAACACCUCUGCUUUUUUGUCUUUCCACUGUUUCUUAAGAUUCCAAGACUUUGAUUUCCAAAUAAAAUACAAAAUUUACUUUUAUCUAAGAAGAGGAAUUUGGACCUCUAAUCAACAGUGCAGUUCUUAUACGCAUAGCUCUUGCUCUUGAACCUCUCCCAAGAUCUUGAAUCAACCUUCUUGACGAUCAUUUCAAAGCAUACGCAUCUUUUCCUAACAUUCAACUUUUCAUUCAAACCCUGUGACCUUCUGUGGUUUACCCUGCAUGUGGUCGAUAAUCAUCUUCUGGACAACUGUCAAGUCAGCAGUCUUUCCCAUGGUCAUGGUUGUUUAUGCUGAAUUACACCGAUGGAUAAAUGGUAUUCAUUACGUUUGAAUGAUUAUUGACUCUCACUCUAAAUUAAAUAUUCUAAUAUUUUUUAGAUGUUAAAUUUACUUUUUUCAAGCUGGUCCUACAUUGACCAAAUUUUUUAAACACGCUUGAAACAUUUUAAUUACAUGUCAUGAAUCUUGAAUAAACUGGAUUUUCACUCUUAUGGAAAGUAAUAAACCUACAUCUACAAACCUAAACUUACACAACAUACGCAGCAUUUAACCAAUCAAACAGCUCAUUAAGGCGAAGAAUACUACCACUUAGAUACUGCUAAGUACUUGAUCAUUGUUGGUCAACACUUCAACAGUAUCAAGUAUUUAGUUUGACUGAUCAUUUGUCUUUUUUCAUCAUGGCUGGGUCACAGUGACUUUUUCUCUUGAACCCCUGUGGAAAAGAUUAAGAAGUCAGUGGUGAGAUGGGGCCACCUGAAGUCACUGUGCUGAAGGUAAUAGGGGUCAUGUGGGUUAACGUCGAGAUCAUUCCCCUGCAGUCAGCACUCCUCCCCUUUUCGCCCUUGUCUUCCUCCUUAAAAUUGAGUAUAUGUGUCCUCCUGUGUGGUGUCCACCUCCCCCAGGUCCCCCUGUGCUCUUCAGACAAGACAACCACCUUCCAUCAAUAACCCCCAGCCCCGCCUCCUUUAACAUCUGCACCUUGCCUCAUCUUUGAACCACUAUCAUCCCCUCUUAUUGGUCCCUUUUCAUCCAUCUGCAUUCUAUUUUGGUAUCUGCUCUUGUACCCUUUCCAUCCUUUCAUCCCCCUCUUACUCUCUACCCCUUUUGUUGAACGCCAGUAGGUCGGGGGUAAACAAAAAAAGGGGGGGAGAAAAAUGCAAGAAAAGAGAUGACACACAGGCGACCGGUAACCGUGGCAACGCAUGCAGCUUGUCAAAGUGUCGCCCUCGCCAGUGUUGGAUCGCUUCAAUAACUGCCUUUCCCCCACUUCUUCCAGAUUUUUUUUCCUCCCCCUUGCAUGUCACCAGUCGGCCUAAGAAAAAAGCUCCUCAUGCCAACUCUCAUUCAUCUCAAUGGUCCCCAUUUUGCUAAUUGAUAACCCUAAUUGGCUACAAGAACCAAUCCUCAGCCUCUGUGUACUCCCUGCAGACGGUGUCCCCUGUGUAAUGUUCUUCCUGUAUAAGGUCAAGGCUACAGAAGGAAUCCUAUCUGUGCAGUGAGACAGCUCAACAUCGACACCAUAUACAGUUUCCCUCUGUGUGUUUGCUGCUGCUGUAUGUGUAGUGAUGUGCUGACAUAUAGAGGCUGACAGUAAUCAGACGUCCCCAUUGCCGCUCUCUGUUCCCCCUGUCAGCCGGGCUGAGCCAGGAGCACAUUAGAAUCUGAUCUAUCUCCCUCCUCUAUGGCAAGUGAACGCAGAGCACUGGAGUGUGUCACAGCCCGCCUUAUAGGAAAGAGAAGAAGAGGACUCACUGCUGGGCUAUGCAGAGAAAUAACAGACAGUGGUGAGGCAUUUUUAUUCUCCGUGCGUCCUUGUUUCAUUUCUGUCUCCUCCCAAGCUGCCUCUGUUCUCUUUGCUUCUCAUUUCCUACCUUCUCCUCCUUCCACUGCUCCAUUUUUUUUUCAUUGCUUUCAUUUCGUCAAUCGAAAGGAACAACCUCCUCCCACUCACUCGUUUUCCAACUCUUGCCUCUCCGCUGUCAUUCUUAGCUUUUUUUCCCCCCAUCCCACAUUCCCUACAUGGCGACCUUAAAUUUCUAAAACGCCGUCCAUUUCUGCACCAUUUUGCUCAGAAAGCCUCAAAGGGGGGAACAGGCCUGGGUUUUAACAAAAGUCCAUGGUGUACACAGUUAAAGGGAUUAUCUAAAAAUAGACUUGGGUUUUCUUCCCCAUCUUGGUCCUUUUUUUUUUUUUUUUUUUCAUGAAUUCAGUUUUAUGUGCGUUGAGUAAAUACCCCAGAGACAAAAAUGUUUGUUUGUACAGAAUCUUGGUUAAUAUUGGUUAAAAGCAUUUUCUUUCAGCUGUGGUGUCCUACCAGUGCAGAUGAAGUGCUGUAAAAGUAUCAUAACUCACAAAAUCACUUCAACAUGUCAAACCGACAGUGGGAAAACGCUCCAUCAGAGUCAAGCAUCAUCAAAACUAACCCAUUAGCGCCUGUUUCUACUGUGCUCUUCCUGUUGGAUAAAUGCACAUGUUUUCUGGGGAAUGAGAAAGAAGAUUAAAUGGAAUACUAGGGAUGCUUGUGUUCAGCUGUAAAAAAAAAAAAAAAAAACAUGAAGGGGGUUACAAAGCACAUAUAGUAAAACUGUUCAUAAGGAGACAUACACGCCCACUCUUGCACCGCUGGAUUUCCUGAUUUAUCUUCUUUGCUCUUUAGCAGCGUAGCAAAGCUGUAAGCUUUGAGCCUCCUGCAGAAGAGACCGACACGGCGCAGCAGAGUCUAAUGCUGCUCUCCUCAUGCAGCAGAUGAAACGCCUUUGUCUCACCAUGUCAGAGCAUGCCGGGUCCAGACUAAGGCGGCCUAGUCAGAGGAUUCUACUCUUGGACUCAUGACACGGGCAGUGAUGAUCCAGCACGACUGACUCCACACUGAUGCAACAUCUGAAAGCUGUGCUCCUCCCCGGGGCAACAAGAGGCUGUUGGUUUACUAUCUGCAACCUAAUGAGGCUGUGCUAGCAUUCAGGAAACAGUGAAAUGAGAGGCAGUGAGGGGCUCUUCCCAUGUGGUCUCUUUGUACUGCUGCAGUUUGUCCUCAGGCCCAUUUUCACAAACACAAUCAGAUCUACUAAGGAGAGCUGGCAUGAGGAAUUAGUGCUUGAUUUCAGAGCAGUCAAAUGCAUUUAAGAAGAGGAGGUAAAGGAAGAAAAUCCAGUCAUGAGUGGGUGAAGCUGCCGCCCCCCAAAAACACAAGCAGAGAUACACACCCUAUACUUUACAAGCCAUAUUUAACCGGGUGCUAUUUCAGACAACUGCGCUCAGCCUUUUUUUAUGAUGCUCUCCUGCUUAAAUCAAUUACGAGGAGCAGCAGUAGCAUACAGACAUCAGCAGUAAUAACCCACGGGGCUGCAGGGCUCAGUGAGUGAGUGGUGAUUAUAAAAAACACACUGACUUCAAGCUGCAAAUGUGACCGGGGACGGAGGCACACAGUCAAAUGAAGCAUCCACUCAGAAACAAAAGAGUGAAAAGUCACUCUCAUUUUGAGCUGAGGGUCUGCUUGUGUGCCCGUGUGAGUGUGUGUCUUAGAGGAAACUGCAGAUUGGUGCAGUUAUUAGACAGACAUGCCUGCCUGUCUUCUCUCCUAACAAAAACCAUCCUGCUGUUUGCUCCACAGACCUGCUCCUUUAAUGAGGUUGAAUGAGAUUUUUUUUUCAAAGACAUUAUGGAGGCAACUUAGCGUAAUUAAAGCUGGUGUGACUGUCUGAGCUCUUGCCUUCUUCUCUGUACCUCUCAUUUGUCUUUAUGAGUAUCUAUUGUGUGUGUGUUCGUACGUCUCAGCUGUCUAUUCCUGUUGCAUUCUCCCUCAGGGCAAACUGACACUUCAUCUCCGCGGCGAUGCUAAUUAAAAAAUCAGGAUGCAUAACAGAAACAUCAUGUUCAAUAUGACUCUUAUCAGCAUGCGAUCUGAGAGGGCUGUUUUGAUGUUGUUGGUUUUUUUUUGUUGUUUUCUUUCAGCUGGACCCAGAGAACACCGGUUUCAUCCCAGUGGAGAACUUCACCAGCUUGGUGGAGCACCAUGAGCUGCAGCUGGACCCAUCCAAGCUGGACAUGCUGUUAGCUCUGGUCCAGAGCAAUGAAGAAGGACAGGUGUGCUACCAGGAGCUCAUCGAGUUGGUGAGUGCUCCUUUAAGAGACAUAAGAUGAGACACAAAUUUCUAUACAUGCAACCACUGUUGUUGGUUUUCAGAAAAGGUUACAGAAUUGAUUCAGACAGAGCUGGCGAGCUGCGCCGCACUGAAAAUUGACUCGACCAUUCAGGUUGUUGUCCUGCUAAAGAAAGGAAGAUCAAUCUUUCCGGUUAAUGUGUCGGUAAAUCCAAACACUUAACCUCACAGGCUGUGUGCAGCAGCAACUACUAGAAAAUACCCGCAUCAAUCUGACAGAGGAAAAAAUAUUACAGCAGCAUAUUUAGUCUAUCUUGCCUGAUAUACUCUAACACAAUUUUAUUUUGAAUGUAUUAACAUAGAAAGUAGUCUUACAGCAGCAAACAGGUAUACUUUAAACACUUGAGUACUGUUAUAUUCUCUUAACUACAGCUGCAAAAACCUCUGAGUAUUUGUCCUUUGCUUCAGCUUUAAAUGUAAGGCCAGGCUCUUCAUCCGCUUUCUCCUCACUUUAACGUAUUUCCAAUAGAGCUCCUUUUAGGUAUUCAUUCAUGAACACCUGCCUUUAGCUCCUGGCACUGUAACAGGUAUAAGCACCAAGAUUAUUCAGCGCAAUGCAAUUCUUGGCAAAAUUUCAAGUGCUUAAGCUCAUUUCCACUUCACCGUUUUUUUCUUUCUCUGUUUAUCUGUUCUUAUUUUUUUAUCUUUUUUGCCUCCCCUCCGUUGUGCUGCUCAUGAUUUCGUAAUGAAGCCCGUAUGAAGCGACUUAAUUUUGAGCACGUCUCAGUGUUGAGCUGCUGCUCGCUCAGCGCGGACUAGGUAUGCAAGAAAAAAAACGAGACAAUUGAGUGUAAAGAUAUCAUGUUUUGUGAAACUGCCAAAUACUAUCAUUUUCUAACUUAUUUAUUUUAUUGUAUUUGAUCAUGCUGCACAAAAAGAAGUGAUUUGAUGUUGGGUGUUACAGGGACUGUAAUGAAUACAAAUGCAUGUCCUGCUGUAGUAACUACACAAAAAAAGCAGUUUAAUUUCUCUGAGAUUUAUGCAAAUGAUGGUGUUCUUUAUACUGUAACAGUAUUCCUGAAAUAGAAUUUAAAAAUCCCAAUAUAAUCAUGCAUACAUUAUGUAGGGCAUAAUAGAAAGUGAGCAGAUUAUUCUAGCUGAGCAGAACCCUGAGAGGGUAAGAAGCAUCCUGUCUUGUUUUACCUGACAGGGUUCAUGUCAUUUUACUUAUUAUACAUCGAUGAUUUUACUUCACAUCCUGAUUUAAAGUCAUAACCUUUUCUCCAAUUCAGUAACAGCACCAUGACGCAGCUCUGCCGUCACCACACCUUUCCUCUUUUAUAUUUUAUCCCACAACAGAACAAUAUCACUGUCCCAGUGUGUCAUUAUACAUUAAAUUACAACGCCAUAGACACACAGGAUCACAACACACAGCAGGGGCCUCACAGACAGACACACCCAGACAUGUAUACACAAAGCACAGCACCUCCUUCGCCAGCUCAGUGUUCCUGUCUCACCUCUGUAAUGCCUCUGUUACUACCUCUAAUGCCAGCUCAGCAGUGGUCUUGGUCCCACUAUCACACCCCUGAGAGUCACCCCUGACACUCAAACUGAGUUUCCGAAGUGUCAAUGUGCCACCUUGACCCGGCAGUGUCAUGAUGGCUUUGGACAUGAUUUUACUGAUUUAAAAUUUGUAGGUCUACAGUAUCAGUUGAAAAUCAUUUAUUACACCCACAGCUCAGGCUGCAUCCACGGUAACGUUUAACAGUAGUGUAGACUUCAUAAGAUGAGCUGUUUUUACUUACAUUAAACUGAACACCAGACUCACCUCUGAUUAGAUUCUCCUCUAGAGUCUGUGAUUAGAGCCACGUCUCUGACAUCUUCACAGCUACAGUUUGUUUGGGGGGGAAAUAAAAGGCCAUUGCUAUGAAAUGUUGCUACAUAAUGAAUAAUCAGAUUCAAGUGCUUAACACAGCUGGUCAUAUAUUAUCUGACAGUGUGAAGCUCUUGAUUGUAAUCGGUUAAAACCCUCAAACAACUGCGGUGACUCUGAAGAGCAGAAGUAAGGCUGGGUCAAACUGAUUACACAUGUUGUUAUCUGGCACAUUUCACUAAUGCAGAACAUAAGAUCCUGUGAGCAUCAUCAGGGUGAGAUUCUAAUUCACAUUACCACCUACUCACUAUAUAUGAUCCCAUACAUACUGCAGUAUAUUGUCCAAUAAUUAUUUUACAGCAGCCCUCAGUCAUUGCAGUGAGCAGCUACCUCUUCCCUCCAUGUUUUUUUCCAAGAUCUGUCUAAUUCCAAGACAUUCAGAUCUUUGACUCAUCAUCCUAAAGCUGCGUCACAUUACCUCCUCCCCUUUUGAACCUGACUCCUUGAACUUACAGGUCUCUUUCAGUCAACACUCCUCGUGAGCAUAUGUUAGGUGGGAGGAGGGGAGCCUGCCUCGCCUCCCACAGCAUCAAGGAGACACUUAAAAUUACCCAUCAGGCAAAUGCAAAUUGCCUUCGAUUAGCCCAGCAUUGCCAGUAGCAGGCAGUAAUCUAAGGUAAUUUGAAAACGCCUAGCCUCACACAGAUAUCGACCCUUAGGUCUGAUUCUAAAGAUUUGCCCUGAUACACACAUGUGGACUUGUGCAAACCCCACACACACGGCUCUGUCAGACCAUGCAUACAAUUUGCAUAUAUACAAACGCUUUCAAGCUCAGUUAUUAUUAAUUAAUGCAACCACCCACUUCCUCUCUGUCUGUCUCACUACUCCUCUCUCCUUGAUGUACACACACACACACACACACACACACACACACACACACACACAGUCUCCAACACAGACAGACUCUCAUUCAUACACAUGAGGGCUGCCGCUACAGAUUUGCUGACUAAUUUAGAAGAUAUUCCAAUGUGUAUCUGGCUUCCCGUCAUGUAGCAUGUAAUGUGUGAGCUGUCUGCAGCAAGCUCCAGGCCGACACUGGGAAAUUGCCAUAUGUAGUAGCAUGACAUUUUCAUCCAGAACACCAACAAACGCCUGCAGCUUUUUUUCUCACUCCUUUUCUGUCCUUUCUUUCUGCUGCUCUUUGACUUUUACAAUUUUCACCCUUGUCUCUCCGGCCUCUUCUUUAGCACUCUCUUAAAACUGCUUUUUCAUUGCUUGUCGAUGUCUGGACUGAUAUAUUAGUGGAUUCCCAGUGACAGAUGGCAAAAGUGUUUGGAUUUGGAAAGUUAAGAGCUGCCAUGAAAUCAUAGCCACUGCCUGAGGUCUGGUGUCCAUAUUGAUUUGUGGUCAAGCCAUGACUGAAUAUCUAACUCCCCAUCAACAAAUUAAAAUGGACACAGCAAUGCGUAGAAUAUAUGUUUAUGCAGUAACAUGGUUUUUCCUAAGCUCUCAGCCCACAAGCUGCCUCCAUUUCUCUCAGUUGUGUCUCUAAACAGGUUUUCACAACAUUUUCUCUGAUUUGUUGUUCUGCAUUUCCUCAGCACAGCCGUGAAUCCGCGACUGCUUCUCUCGACCCCAGUGGGUGUAAAUGUUUGAAUCACACCGCCAGGCAACAGCUUCUCUGGUGUCUGAGCGUGUGUCUGUGAGUCUGUGAGUGUGUGUGUGUGUGUGUGUUUGAGUGUGCAAGUACAAGACUGUGUCUGACAUCAUUUUUUGCUCAACCAAUCUUUCAUGCAGGGCGAUCUUAGCCUGAGAACUCCAUCAGUUCAGCCAGCGGGGUGAAUAAGUAAGCUCUGCUAAAACCUCUCUAGAGGAAACUCCACACACACACACACACACACACACACAUAUACAUAUGCACUCACUUGGAGUAUAGUUGUACAGCAUCCCUGACUGCUUUCCCUCAGAAUUCCACGCUGCAGAACAACUACAACACGUCACACCCUUAGUGACACAUUUCCACAAAAUUACACACUGACGCUUUGCCAGCACAGGAGGCUGAAAGACACCUGAAGUGCAGAAGUUUACACUCUGCCACUUUAUCAACGCUGGUUCUGUGAUAGACCAGCAUGUGUUUAUGAUUUCGGAGUAAAACUGGAACAUCUGAAGGCGUCGACACAGAAGAUAUUCCUAUGUGUGUAUCGAUUUCUUCAAAGAGAGUCCUCCGUUGCUCUCAUCCACCAGCUGUGUAACUGAAGAAGUGUGUCAUUGUUUUCCUUCGGGUGGUAAUUUGGCUAAUGUUCGACGGAGAUCCAAAAUGGCUGCCACGGUUAAUUACACGGGUGGAGGGUGUAUUUCAGAGAUUAUGGCAGGGGGAUUCUCUUUGUUCAGGUCAGAGGAUUUUGAGAUUCUUUGUGUGCCUCAUUUUUCACCCUUUUGUUGGGUACACUUACAGUCAGUGUUCCCUUUGGAGACCUACUCUGAGAAACUUAUAUAAUAUUGUUCAAAGGUUCGACUUUAGAUUGCCUGAGACUUUUGUCACAUCUGCAGUCGUGAUGCAAGAAAGAGCACUUAUAGAGCAGGAAUGAACUUCAGCUACACUCCAAGUCAAGAGACACUCUGCAAGUUGUUGACACAGUGUUUUAAAGUUUUCAAGUCAUUCUAAGUCACAUUAAGCUCCCAGAGUGCUUCUCUCUCCAGGGACAAAGACGUUACCUAUCAACAUCACAUCCCACACCAAACUCCAGUCAAGGCUCUCUGUUUUAGACGGCUUCUCAGCUAAAAGUGAUGCACUCAGCUUAAGUGUCCUGGAGUGAAGGGUUUUUCUUCUUUUUUUUUUUUUUUCCCCCUUUCAUGACUUUUAGCACCACAAUGAUUAAACCAUGAAGGCAGUCAGGCUGUGGAGGCAAAACUGCAGCAAGGGAAAAAAAAAAGGUGGACUCACAUUUUAUAAGGAUUUGGAAGAAAAAGAGUACAAGUAUCUGGGUCAGGGUAGAAAAAGGCUGAGAUCUGUGGUGAUUUAGACUGUACUGUUAGAGGAAGCAUGAAUGUGAGUGAAUAAGUGAGAGUGCAACAAAGAGGUGCAUUUUUGUGUCCUCAGUGAUCUCAUGUUAGACUGUACGGUGGCCCUGAAGUGAAAGCACAACAACAAAUCAUAAAACACAACAACAACUGUGGCUGUGUCUUGGAUGAAUGUAACUUCUUUGAUGCUACCCCACGACAUGAUGAAUGAAUAACUAAGCUACUGAAAACCUUUUAGUUCAGCAUGAGAGUUGUGUGAUCUCUGUCCUUUUUGUCUUUUAUGUUCCUUUUAUCACUUUUAUUUCUUUUAUGCUUUUGUGUUUUUAUUUCAUUCAUUUUAUUUCAUUUUAAAUGUUUUUUACUUGCUUUUAUUUAUUUCCUCUUGAUAUUUUCUGCAGUGUUUGUUCUUUUAAUUUUACUUUGCAGCACUUGAGUAAACUUGAAUGUUUUUUAAAAUGUGCUAUAUAAAUAAAGCGGAUUGGAAUCUUUUUAAUUUCAAAAAUAGCAAAGCUACCAUAUAGAACUACAGAAAAUUCAUGUUAAUCCUAUAAUUCAGCUAUUUGUAGCUCUGUUACCGCCCAACACAAUAGUGACACUGUUAGUCUGGUGACGCUGACUCACAGUGUAAGCUUGAUUCAUUGCAUUUUUUCUAGAAAUUUACUCAUAAAAAAGGAUUUAUCAUGCAACAUACUGGGGGCGCGCAGAUGGCCGAGCAGGUUACUGCGCCCCAUACAUAGGGACCACGGUCCCGCAGCGGUUGCAGGUUCGAUUCCACACCGACCAUGUGCUGCAUGUCCUCACCCCUCUCUCCUUCUGUCUCCCCAAAUUUCACCCUGUUCUUCCAAUAAAGGCUUAAAAAAACAAAAAUAAAAAAAUAAUGCUACAAUCUCAGUACACAUGGGCUAUUGUCUAACAAUGAUAGGAGUAAACGUCCUGUAAUUCUGUUGUUGCCACAGCUAGUGGUGAACAACUUCCCUGCAUCAUGCAUCAAAAAUAUAAGUAAAAGCAAGACAUCAUAUUAACUCUGGAUAAAAUCUGAUUUGUUUAUGUUUUUUUUUUUUUUCUGCAGACAUCUGAAUGGCCUUUGAACCACAAUAUUUUAAUUAUUACUAAUGAGCAUUGAGCUGUGAGUUAUUGACCAUGUGGUGCUGCUAAUUAAUCCAUCAAGGACAAUUGACCAGAGCUGAGAGCAGCAUGUACAGUAGACACCAUGCAGCUACCAAGAAGAGCAGGAUGGACCCUUGCUGCUUGACACACACACACACACACACACACACACACACACACACACACACACACACACACACACAAACACACACUGCUGUCAGCCAUUCCCAAAGGGGAAUACUAUCUUUAUCUCAGGGCUCUUAGCCUCAGCAUCAAUUAUUCCCUGACGGUUCCUUGUCAGGGAACUUCCACUGUUACCGAAGCAAAAGUCAGGUUUUCUCUUUCUUUCAUCAUUGUAUGUGAUACCUUUCUCUACCUUGCUUUUCCCUCGGCCUGAAAUUUCACAUGCAUUAUUGUGUAUUCGCAGUCUCUCCUGUCAUCACUUCAAAAGGCUGCAAAUGCUCAUUUUAGCGGCUGCAGAGAAGGCGAGGCGGAGUGACAGCUAUGCUUAGCCGUGCUUCCUGGGAAUGAAUUUUCACACAAUAGAAUGAAUGGACAGGAGAAAACGCGGGGUAUGUUGAAGGCUGGAGAGGUGGCAGGUGUUAUGAAGCUAAACACGGAUGAAAUAGGGUCAGGAAUAGAAGAAUUACCUGUCCUGAACAAUUCACAUGUGUGAUUCAAACCAUGAUUCAACAAACAGGCUAUUCCCUUAAAUGUUACACCACCAAUUCACUUAUAUUUUCUGUGUUAUUCACCCAGGAGCAUUAUAUUUACAGAGUGUGCCUUUUUGUUAGCCAUUCUGCCUGACACUAUAGAGCCACCAUAGUGUAAAAGAAUGUUACAUUUACUAACUCAGAUGUCCGCUGAUUUAAUAUCCAUAAAAAGCACACUAGUCUCUAUAAUAACCUUUCAUUCAAACAUUUGUUCUCUUGGCUGUCUCACAUUUAAAUAUGCUUUUCUUACAAUUUAGCAUGCAGGGUGAUAUUGAUUCACCACUUACAGGCUAAUGUUACAGAUCUCAUUUAAAAGUCAGGUCAGUCUGGGACACCUACAGAGUCAUUUUGUAUAAUUAAUAUCUCAAAAUAUCAUAAGGCACCGGUGUAAACCAUAACUUCAACACUAUUCAGCCUGCAUGCUCUAUUAUGGCUACUUUUUCAGUAAUAAAAAAUUUGACACAGCUUGUGGGUCUUUUUUCAAGUCAAGGUGUCAUAACAAGACCUGAAAGUUGUCCCUUCACUGAGGAUGUCUGAGACUAGCUGUUCACACCCACUCAGCAUUCCAUUUAGCUUACAAUAUUGCUACGCUAGCUGUUUUUAUGUCACAGCUUGUGGCUCCAGUCAUUCAUAGAAGCUCUCUAUUGACGGGAUGGCCCCAGCUCAGGAUUUAAAUCCAGUUUGCUCUAGCCUCUGUUUACAAAAUAGUGAUCAGUGAAUUGGUGAACAUAAAUAGUUGUGAUGAGGCUUCUGUCCCCCAAAACAGCCAACAGAGUGUAGAUCAGAGAAAAGAGGUAAAAAACAAACUUUCUGGCUUCCAGUUGGGUAAAACUUCAACUAAACCUCCAGGUAGGCCCCACCCCUAAGUAUUGUCCUACCAGAACAGCAUGAAGGGAUUACGACACCAUCCGUGUGUCUCAUAUUAUGAAACUCUGCAAAAAUUUCAAAUGGACAUCCAACAACGUAGCAUAAUUUGUAUGUUUUAAAAUCUAAAUCAGCACAUAGGUGUCCUUUAACAAAGGAUUUACCAUCAAGUGAACAUGGAAACCAGCCAGUAUAUGUAUCCACUCCUGAGAGACAUCAGGUCAUUGUCAAAUAAAGUGCCAUGCACUGAUUUCAGCCGCCAGUGUGUAUCCGUUAAGUUGUGUCAGAUAAAUGCUGACGAGGCCGAAGAAGUCACUUUUCGUCCAAACUGAUUUAUUUUUACUGUCAAAUGUGAAAGAAAAUGUCAGCAGUGUGGGAGUAAUACACCCUCCCUGAAAAUGAUCAGCAAAAGACAGUUUGUAAGACAUGCUGACAUUUCAAGAGCGACUUAAAAGGGAACAAUUUCAAUGCAUCAAAUCCCACAGAGCGUUCAAAAAUCAGACCAGAGAAUAACAAAGCACUAAUGCAUAAUGAAGGGCUCAUCACCAUCCUGUUGGUUGGCUGGUUAGCUAGCUUGUGAUAUUUCGUACUUUUUGGAGAAAUCUGUCAGUCAUAUGCUUGGAGAGGUUUGAGAGGGUUUCAUGAGUGUCUUAUAGAUACAGGUUUGGUAAGUCUGUUCAUCAUCUGCAACAGCUCUGUUUGCUGACUUUCCUUUUUUGUUCAUACUGCCUCCUAGUGGAGAUGCAGAUAAUGAUAGAUCACCCUCUAAGUCACUCAUAAUAAAGUCAUAUUUAAUAGACACUAAGUAGUGAAAAAUGGAAAAUGCCAAGAUUGAAUUGUUUCGAAUAAUAAGUACCAAAAAUAGGAGAUGUAAAUAUUAGUAUAAUGUGCAACACUUGUUCACUGGUAGCCCCUAGAAUCUGUAAGUCAAUCUCACCCAUGCAGGCAUCUCAUCCUCUUGCCUUAAUUUCCCUCCUCUCUGCCUUCUAAUGUCCCUCGUCUCCUCCUCUUCUGCUUUCACACCCUGCCUCAAGUAAAGCAUAAUUGCAUUUUCCAGAGUGAUUUCCAUACUAAAUACACAUCCCCCUCCAUCUGUGGGAGAGCCAGCAGCUCUCGCUCAACAUCGUUCUGGUUAUCGCCGUGCAACAGGCCCUCCUACCCUAACUGUGCAAGAAUUACCCAUAGUUAAGCUAGUUACCACUUCCUUUGCUUAUUGCCUUCAUUUCCUUAAAAAAAGAUUUUUUUUUCUGACAGAAAAAUUGAACAAUCUGUUCCUCCCUUCUUUAUUAUUUUCUUGCGUAUUUACAAUCUUUGUCCUGCAGUAUAUUUAGCUCAUUAGCUUUAAUAGCCAUUGACUGACAAUUUCCUUCACUGUACCUCCUACUGUGUCAACAUAUAAUGAGUCUACAAGCAGCAGGACCUGGAUAAUGAAUCACAAGUAGCAUGCUCUAAUAGUGUGUUGUACUGCCUACAGGCCCCCUGCUGAGGUUUCAGCACACUUGAUAUGAAGCUGCCAAUUAUGAGGAAGUUAUGCAUUGAAGCGACUGCUGUAGAUAUAUACUGUUUAUAAUAUCUGCUGUUGCCUGCAUGCCGCCUUCCUCUUACUGUCUUUUUCUUCCUGUAGAUAAAUUUUCAUAAAGUCUCGCAUUAUAGACAUUCUUUAAUUUGGGGAUAAUUGCAAAAUAUCAGCCAUCUUUCCUAUGAAGUAUGCAGGCUUGAUGUUUGUGUGGAAACACAGAUAAUGACCCUAAAGGAAACCCUGCUCAGAGUAGCUGGUCAGCUGGUAUUUUUUCAGAGGUAACUCGAGCGGGUAAAUGAUCCCUCUGUGUUGUCCUUUGCUCACAGCUCUCUGCCUCGCCUGUCAAAUAGCAGCAUUAGGAUAGUUUUCAUCCUAAGCUGCUAUUAAAGAACUUAUCAAGAGUUGGUCCCACAAGCCUGCGGCCGUCUGCAGAGCUCCUGCUCACUAAGCAAACCUGUAGUCCAUGAUAACACACUCCAACACAUGCACACACUUUCCUUAUUCCAUUGCAGUAGUUCCUCUUAACAAAGAUUUGCUUUUCAAGGGCGAAAUCACUUCAACAGCUACUUUUGUUAAGAUGACUGAGCUGCAAUCAACCCUGCGGGCUAGCACGCUCACAUUCAGAGCAAAUCAAAAAGCACUUAUACAUUAUUUAAGUUUCUUAUCAGCUGUAAAUAUUCAGCGGUUGCUCUGCCAUCUCUUUUGCAGCGUACAAGUGAUCACCAGUUGUUUAUACAUGUUUCAUAGCUUUGAUGAUAACAUUUCAAUUGCAGCUAAAAAAAGGAAAAAUAAAAGCACUCAUAGCAGAGUCAUUAUAGAUUCAGUGCUGUCUUACCUCCUAAUUUGCAUAAGUUGGAGCAUAUUUCUGCAAAACCAUCUGCAUAAGGCUUUCUGGCAUCCAUCUUUUACCACUGUGUCACACACAUGGCACAGAAAAGGCUGUCAGAGUGUUGCACUUAACAAAAUAAAAGCUGUUUUAAAUGGCUGAUAAAACAUUUUUUGGAGAAGUAGCUCUCAGUCAUUCAAGCUGAUUUUAAGAGUUUGAUCUCCACUGGUAAACUUAUAAGAAAACUAAAAAUAACGCACACACACAUAAAUAAAAGUAUAAAAUGUAUCUAUCAUGUAUAGCCAAAGAGGUAGGGCUGGGCGAUAUGGCCUCAAAUCAAUAUCACGAUAUAUUGAGCAGUUCACCUCCAUAACGAUAAAUGGACGAUAACUACUCCACAGGCUGCUCACCCCCUCCCACAUUAACUUCGUCUACUUCAGCCGCCGCUCCAGCUGCUACAACUUUUGAACCGUCCUCCAUCUCCUCACCUGUCUUUCCCUCUUUGUUACAGACUGGAUGGGCUGAAGUCACAUCUCCAGCGUAGUCUUGUCUUAAAGGGACAUGAGACCAUAGCCUGCCUACACACAUCCAAAACCAACUGUUAUUUAUUUGACACCAAAUAUAUUGACAUGGGCAAAAUUACGUCGGUUAUUACCGUAAAUUUCGGUAUCUGUAAAUUUUCGUUUUUUCGCCCAGUCGUACAAAGAGGACCUGUGUCAUUUGUCGAUGCUUCUUGACAUACAAGUUGCACACUAAUCAUCCUCUCUAAGAUUGUGUGAAAAGGUAUCCUCACACAUAUUGUGAAUGGUUGUUGGUUUAGUUGUUUAAGUCAAAGUUCAGCAACAGGUGAUGAUGAUCUCCUCAGUCUGGUGCCAAAAAGCACUGAUCUGAUUUUUAAAGUCACAAUAACUAAAAGGUUUCUUCUCUCUCUUCAAGAUGUAGUUUGACAUUUUAGGAAAUAUCCUGCAUUGAGAGAUCAAUACCUGUCCCUUAAAAGUAAUACUUGAAUGUUUUUGAUUUGUUCCUCAGAUGAGCAGUAAGCGCUCGAGCAGUUUCAGACGAGCCAUUGCCAAUGGCCGCCGCACGCUGCAGAGGGAGAUCCUGCUGGACGAGACGGGGCUGGGUCUGUACAAACGUUUUGUCCGCUAUGUGGCCUAUGAGAUCCUGCCCUGUGAGACGGACAGACGCUGGUACUUCCACCAGAACCGCCUGUGUCCUCCACCUGUGUUCAUUGCCAUUGUUACCAUCGUACAGGUGAGACUCAUACAGUUGCUGUGAAGGUCAAAACACAAAAAUGUAUCAGGAAGAUUAACCAGUGUUUUGCAGAAAAUAACAAUAAAUUGUCACAAUAAAAAAGUCCCAAUUGUUUCCAAACUGUGUCUUUUAAAAAAUGUCAAUUUAUCUUAUUAAAUAUUUUUGUAUCUUGACUUUCAGGGCUACCGUAUCUUUUGUGUUGUGCAGACACUGAACUAACCCCAGAACACAGUGCAGAUUUAUACCACAGACCCUAGUGCUCAUAAAACUCAGUGUUUUAGUGGAGAUUGUGCUAUUUACCCCCUCAGACUGACUAAAACUGUUCUUUCAGCUCUGUUGUUGGCUUCAGACCCCCUGAAAAGACUUUCUGCCUUUGAUUGGAUCCAUUUUUUUGCAAGUUCCAUAUGAGCUGGGAACCACUUUGGGAGUCUGGGGUUUAGUAGGGGCAUUGAAAGCCAUUCGUCUGAGCUGAACCCCUCUGCCACCCUGCGUGCUGCAAUUUAUUUUUCAGACACUGUAUUAGAACUUUGAAAUCAGGUCAGUGAGCACGCCGGCCACCACAUGGACGCUAAAUGACCUAUUAUGCAUAUGAAAAAGAGGAAACGACCAACACAAAUGCCUUCAUACACCGAUGUUGAAUAGUCGAGGAUUAAGCAGUGGAAAUAACCCUCAGCCUGUUCACAAAACUUCAACCUUUUCGCCUGAAAUCAUCAUAAUUCUGCAGAAUGUAAGCCAAGUGCUCUCAUAAUGCCUCCAAAUGGCAAUGAAUGGUCUGUAAUGACAAUGAGGGAGUGAUAAUAACGGUUCACAUCCAUUUUAAUUCACAGAGACAAUGAGUCAUUUAUUCUAUGAAAAGAAAUUAAUGGAAUUGAACCAGAUGUGGCGUUUUUCUUUCUGCAGGCAGUAAUUGUCUCCACAAGUCUAAUACGCAUCAGCUGAGGAAACAGAAAGAGAAGAAAACGUCACGCAUCUUUUAUGCAGCACAAUGGGUUUUGUUUUGUGGCAUAAUUUCCAGCUUUGUACCAGCAGGCUGCAGAGAGAGCCUGCAACGCUGGGAACGUCAGCAGGAUGUGACAGUCUCAUCUGUGUGUGUGUUGCAGAUUAUCGUCUUCAUGUGCUACGGCAUCAUGCUAAACAAGUGGGUGCUGCAGACCUAUCAGCCGGACUUUAUGAAGAGCCCCCUGGUCUACCAUCCGGGCCACAGAGCACAAGUGUGGCGCUUCUUCAGCUACAUGUUCAUGCACGUUGGGUAAGUUCAGAAAACUGCUUCUGCUUUAUGUUGAGUUCUGCACGAUUGACUAGAUAAAAGUCGAGCAUGUUGCGACAGAUUUUUGGAGUGUAAGAAAAUAAAAAAUACCCUGAUUUGAGUUUUGUUCUCUCUCUCUCUCCCUCCUCCUCAGUUUAGAGCAGCUGGGGUUCAACGCUUUGCUGCAGCUGAUGAUUGGCGUUCCUUUAGAGAUGGUCCAUGGCAUCUUACGAAUAAGUCUGCUCUAUAUGGCAGGAGUGCUGGCUGGUGAGUGUCUCUUUUCAAAACUGAAGUACUGCAGUGGCUCUGCAUAGUGGGGCGAUCAUUGGACUCAUUGACUGUAUACAAAGAUGGCCAGCAUGUCCUCACCCACAAAACUGAUGACAAAAUAUCUUCUCAUGUUGUGUGCUGACAUGUCAUGCUAGUGUUGACGUUUAAUGCUCAAGUUUGAGUUUUUCUGGCAGUUUUGGAUAACUGCAGUGCAUUAUGGGAAGAGCUUUCAUUGGUAAAACAAUGACAGUUGUAAAAAGAUUUUCAUUUUCUGCUCUGCUCUCAUGGUGUCUGUGUUUGUUUGCAGGAUGUCUUCACAGAUAGAUAGAUAGAUAGAUAGAUAGAUAGAUAGAUAGAUAGAUAGAUAGAUAGAUAGAUAGAUAGAUAGAUAGAUAGAUAGAUAGAUAGAUAGAUAGAUAGAUAGAUAGAUAGAUGGCACAGUUUGUAACACAUGAAAAUGCUCUAUUUUUUAUCCUUUUGUAGUUUUUGUUUAGCACUUUUUUUUGUCAGUAACCCUGCAAAAAUAAUUAUCUUUUCCGCAUGCUGACAUCCAAGUGUGGCUUGUUUGAUAGCUUUCACAAAACUGACCCUGCCCGGACCUUUGAAAAGAUCCAAGUAACCCAAUCGAAAGCUGCAGAGUGACUCACAGCGUCCUGAGGUCGGGCCAGAGCACUCAUGUCAUUGAUGAUGAGAAACCUCAUUAACUUUCAUCCCCAUCCUGGGCCAGUUUGGAGAUUGGAAAUUUCAAACCCGCACUGAUUUGCUGGAAGUGGUUCCUCACUGCAGUUUUUCGCUAUUGAUGCGUAAUUUUGAAGCUCAUAUCUACACUGCAGCAUAAAGCUCUCUACCCUUUCAUCUUUACUGCGGACAAUUACUGUCCUGGAUCUUAUAAAUCUCCUGCUAACCAUUAUUUGAUAACAGUCAGGGCUGAUUUAUAUUGAGUUAUAUUCACACGUUUUUACUCACAUCAUUUUCUGCCUUUUUUUUUCCAUGUCACAAAAAAAUCCUUAUCUCUGCAUUUCUUUUUCUCCUGCCCUUUCUUUGCGCACUGUAGUAAAAUUAAGUCAAAGCAGCAGAAAGUCCCUGCGUGCAGAUACACUCUCAUAAUUCAUAAAUUAUUGUAGCUUUGAUUUCCUUUUGCAGUGAUGACAUGAAGAGAGUGAGCGAGGGAGCGGAGGACUUACAGUAGGAAAAGUAGGGGAGUAGGGCACAGUUUCUCUCUGGGGAGUUGGCCUUAAGUGCAGUUAAAGAUGUUGUUUGGAGACUUAAGCUGCAGCCUGAUUCCUAGAGGAGGAGAAAGAAGCUCGGAGAUGGUUGUAUUUAUACCCAAGGAGUCCAGAGUGAAGCUGCAUCCAUUACAACUAAAACACCUGAGCUGCAUUGUUGCGAUAACAAAUUGAAUCUUAUUCACACAAGUCGAUGCAAGUGUGUUACUGAAAUAUAUUUUAAAAUUUUACUGCAGUGUGAGCUGAUUUCUGUCAAUUGUGAAGAAGAGUUAAGUUGUCUCAUGGUCACGAGAGGAUUUUAGAAACAGUGACUCCACCCCCUGAUUCUGGAGUUAUGCACUGGUGAUUCAUUGGUGGGAGUAUGUAGGUACGGUAAUUCCUUGUCUGUUUGGAGUUGUUAAGGAGUCAGUAAGGGUUAAUUAAUGACAGUUUCCAAGGAUUAAUGCCACAACUGUGUCCAGAUAAAAGAACAGGCUGAGGUCCCAGCCCUGGAUUUGGGCUCUACAGGAGGUUUCGAAAGAGAUUAGUCUCUGUUGGGUUUUGUAGAGAGACCUUUUUGCAUGACAAGAUUUUUCAGUCAAAAUUUCUGCAAUCCUUUAAUCAGUCAGGAAAAUGAAGGCACACUCACACCAGCCGCAGUUUCCCUGCACUGUGCUGGAGUACGAUAGUCUCCUCUCCCCAAUCCCACAGUGGCCUGCACUAACACUGCUCCAGGCUCAAAUGAUUACCUCUGUUGUAGAGACACAUGCAGAGCUGCACAGAAAACAUUACUGCUAUUUUACUGACUUUGUGGCAGAGUUUCUGGCAGACUUGAUUUUGCUGGUCAUUGGUACUGCUCCAAAAAUUCCAGCCAGACAGAACAACUAUCAGAUACAUGCCCCGAAUAGCCAUAUAUAUGCUAUUAACUGACAUUUACCAGCAAUAAACACAAGAUGUCCUUAGAUGUCCUAAGCACCGCACAUCAGAGAGCUAUUACAGCACAAUCAAAGAUCUAGGGGGAGGGGACUGCUUUGAGUAAGUGCACUGUAGUUUUCCUACAUUACAGAGGUUUAAAAGUUCAUAACUUGACAGGAAGAUAGAGGACAUAUGGAGAAUGUCAAAUUUAAAGCUUCCGAGAGAGGAUUUUAGCUGUUUAUAAAACAGACGGAUAUUAAUGCGUUUGCCUCCACAUGAGCUAGAAAAGCAAACUAGACCAUCAGUGACAGGAUUGAUUAUACUUUUUAAUUUUUAAUGCAUGUAAUCACUGCUACAGGGUAGGUGUCAGACAAGUGGAUUUAUCUACACAGGCAAGAAGGAUAUUAUUUGAUAUUUCCCAUAUCUAAGAUUCAUAGUGAGUGAGACGUGUGUCUUAUAAAAGGAAACAAGACAAAGAAUGUAAGGGACAAGUAAGCACAGAGAUAAGAUGUACCUCUUUGUGCACAGGGGGCACCAGAAUUUUAAAAUCUUUAACUUUAAAAUCAGGGUGUGAACCUCUAGAAAUUUGGUUCACAAAUGAUAUUUACAUGAUUAUCUUCAUAAUGUGAAAGAGUGUAAGAACCAGGGAUAAGAAAAAGAGAACUCAAGAUUCUUUUUUUUAUUAUGCAAUGCAAGAAGUUGAAAUGAUGAGAGUAAAGUUGGUUUUUCAAAUAUAAAGAUUAAAGUAUUGUGAUUAAAGUUAAAAUCUCAUGGAAAGGGUCCAUGUGCACAAGGGUGGCAGUGAGACACUACUCAACCUACCAGUGCCCUGCAGGGUGCUAGUUUUAUAGUUGCGACAUUUUGCUACAAUGCUUUAGCUGGGUUUAUAUUAUCAAUCACUGAAGUCUGUGAAGUCUAUGUAUGAAGACAAAUAAAUUCACUCUUUACUGUACUACACUGUUCUGCAGUUUAUAAAGGAAACUGAGUUAGACAGCUCUAAAUCUGUCCAUAAAGCCUCCUCUAGCCACUUCAGUCUUUCACUGAUAUACCAAACCUGUGUAUGAGUAACUGCGUGCAUGAACAGGCUUGGGUUCAACAUCUUUUUUGUAAGCCUGUAAUCCCAUGUUGGGUAUAAGUUAUCGCCCUGUGCUUUCCAUCACUUAGUGAAUUUUUUUUUUCCUCUUUUACUGCUCCGAUGCCUGCAGCUGUCUCAUGUUUAUAUUCAUGCAGUCCUAUUCCAGCUCAUGAGUUCAAUCAUGUUGCCUGUUUGCUAUCAGCUCUCACAUGCAUGUUCCUUGUUAUUUUUGUGCGGCGGCGGCAGAUCUUUCAGGUUGUAGCUAAGCACAGUAGGUGCGUUUAUGGAGCAAUAUGCUGCAGGUAUUGUGCCUUAAUGUUGGUGCCUUAACACUGCAUGAAAUCCUGCACCUCAGGGUGUAAAUACAAAGCCAAAAGAAAGAUUUCAUUUCUUUUGAAGGUUUCUCAAAUACUGAGAAGGUAUAAAACAGUUCUCACUAUAUAGAUAUCUAACAUGCAUGAACAUAAAUCUUACAAAUAACAUGAAGUAACACUACAAAGAAAAUGUUUUUGAUCUGUGUAGGAUACACGGUGUUAUGAGCGCAUCUGUAAGCCUUUGAAAUGACCUGAUUUGUACUCACCAGGCAUGUUUUUCAGUGCACACUGUAGAGAGUGGCAUUGUACAUAAUGUCCUCGGAUCAGUGCUGACAAAAGGAGCAAUUCGGUAAUUAUUUUCUGACAGCACUUUUCAGACCACCAAGGCCCUUGUCCUCGCUCACUUUGCAUCCCUUUAGUAAUUUUCUCUUGCUCUGCUGUACGAGAGGUAGCACAAGUGCUCCACUUUUAUGUACCGAAAUAUGAGCAGUCAGACUUGCAGGGUGAAAUGAUGAGAAGGAUGAAAAUUAUUAAGUCAUAUUCAACAUUUCAGCCUAUCCCUGCAUGGGUAAACAGUAGCAGCGCUUCUUUUUUAUGCAUGCUCAUCUCCUGGGUCUCUCUCCCUGAAGCUAACAGCUCCUCAAUGUGCUUUGAGAUGUCAACAGGUGCCAGAGCACCUUGUUUUCCCCCUGGUGCCCUAUGUGCGCCUUGGGGUGUGGAUCCCCCUCAUACAACUCAGACAAUUCAAAUCUCAGAGCACCUUAUUGUGACAGGAAGCUUGAGUUUGUUGUCACACCAUGUGAUGCGCCUAUCGGUGUGCUGGUGUAACGUGCUGGUGUUGACAUACGGUACAAUGAUACCUGUCAAACUUGACUCAGCAACCUUCUACGUGACAAAACAAAGACUUCGGGGUAAAUCUUAAGACCAGACAAUUUUAUCAGACAACUGAUACAUCAACAGUUUCAAUAAGUGCUAGUCCAACAUUUGGUUUUACAGAGAAAGCUGCUCUAAAGCAUGACAGAAAUGUGUUUAAAUCCCUCAUUUGGAGGAAACAAAAUCACUGUGUGUGUCUUACAUCCCCAAUUUUGGCUGUUCUGUGCCAUCCAGUUCUGUCUUUUCUGUUUGCACUGAAGGAAAUUUGUCCUUCUGUCAAAUAUCUUUACAGCAUCUCUCUUGUUUUGAUUAUUUUCUUUGAUUUUAAUGAGGAUAAAAACACAUGCAGGGAGUAUUCACUAAGUCAAAUUGUGACACUUAAUUUGCUGUGCAUGUCCCCAGAUGGGAAUUAAUAAAAAAAAAAAAAAAACAUGAGCAGGGUGCCAUAAAAUAUGCAAUAAAAACCAUAAAAUACAGAUUCAAAAAUUCAAGAGAGACAACAUAAUAGAAGACAGGUUGGAUGAUAAAAGUAAUGACCCAAACCCUGUUAUCAUAAAACACUAACAGAGGCCACCAUUCAUAAUGAGAAUGUUUGCUUUGAAACUCAGUAAACAUGUCAGUGUUAAUUAGGGCUGUAAUUGAUGUUGCCUUUCAUUAUUGAUUAAUAUAACAACAGUUAUCCCAUGUUUGCACAAAAACAUUCAGAUUUGUUUCUUUUUAAUCAAAUUUGUUGCUGUUAAUUUUUCAUUAAACUGUCCAGUUUUACCUGCCUGUUAUAUCAGCUUAUUUCACGGGGGCUGAUACUUCCCUGUUGCUUCAUUCAACUGCAUCACAAUCACGUAGAGUAUGAUCAUUACACCCUGACCUCCAUUCAACAGGUAGGAUGUGUUCCUGCUGGCUAUAAAAUUAUAUGUUUGUGAUGCGUUUUUGACAAAUGCUCUCAUUCCAGUAGUGAUGACAUUGUAAAUGUUGAGAGAUUUCAGCAUGUUGGUGAGAAGUCUACGAGUCUGUGGAUUGGCUAUCCAACCUGUACAGCCUUUGAUGUAAAUUACUGUAGAAGAUUUACUCUUCAUUCUGUCCUGGAGCCUGUUAACAAAACAACAGGAUCUGGUGUUAUUACAGUAAUGAGCUGGCCCCGCCAGUGUUCUGACACUGUAGAGCGGGGGGAGACAUUUGGCCUGAUGCUGUUUGCAGCCUGUUGGGAAAUUGUAAUGGAAAUGUGACGAAUGACUGCAUGUCAGUGAAACCUCAUUGUUGCAAUCCAGUUGAUGUUGUCAUUACUUAAAUGCAGCACAUAAAGUUGUAUUUAAUGUCUAAUCCUUCAGAAGUUGAUGAGUGCUGUUGUUAUUUGAGGCAGAAGGGACGGCGGUGGUGUCAGCUUUCCACAGACUCGCUUUAUUGUUGGUCCUAAUUUAGUCUGAUGAUGAUUGUUCCUGCAUUUCAGGCUAAUAAAAGCCCAUUCCAUCUCUAAGUGGCUGGAGGUCUUUAAGCUUAUUUUUGGAAUAAUUCUCCUUUCUCAAAGCUGACGGUACUUUAUAGAAGCAGACUGCGUAUUUUAAGGGAGAAUAAAUACAUUAUCUGCUAUUCAAACUUGCCGCUGUGUGUAUAGCUUUAGGGUGACUUUGUCCUUCAUCCAUUCUGCUAAUGUUCAAUACAAAUUCAGGGAGUUAAUCUCCAUCCAAGUCCAUAAGGCCAGAAAAAAAUAUAAGAUUGAGUAUUUGAACAAAUGUGAUCAGACUUGGUCCCUGCAGAAAUUCGAAUUUGACAGCAGGCUUUUUGAGGUUUGGUUCAAUGUUAGUUGAACCUGUACACUCUUUAUUCACACUCUCUAUUAAAUUUCACAACAGAGAUCAAUGAAGUCUUCUUCUUAAAAGAAGAAGACUUCUGUAGUACGUUUCUAGUUUCUAACGUAAUUCAAAAAGAGGUUCUUUUUUUGCUUUUAUUUGAAACUGAUGCAAUUUUCAAAGUAGCUCAAACUAGCAUAACAACCAUCAACAAAUGAACCAUACAUUCAUAAGCAUGAUGGAUGAAACUGUCAUAUAGUAUUAGCCUCAGGGUUAUACAACUGGCUGCAGCACUACACUGAGAGUAAAAACCAAAAAAAAAAUCUUGUGGCUCAGCAAAGUUUGUAAUUGUUUUUGAAAAUGAAAGUUUUCUCUCAAAGCAAGGUUGAGUCCCAUCAUCACGCCACAUCAGCAGCAUCAGCAUGCAAUCUCUCUUAAUGAGGGAGAGAUUGAGAUAAAGAGACAAAAGAGGAGAGAGGACGCUGAGAGCGUUAGGGCUGGAUAAAUAACUGUCAGGGCUGGAGGGUUGUGAUUCAUUCUGUGCCUCUUAUUCUUUCUGCUCUGACUCAUGUCAACAUGCUGAUUUGAUUUGCUCCCGGUGAAAAUGGGAAUAUUUGUAGGGGAAGCAGGAGCCUUUUUGGGUAGUGAGACUUUUUUUUAUCGUGUGUUUUGCUCAUGAGGCUGAAUAAACAUGAUUGCCUUUCUGCUUUCACUUUAAAGGGGAUGGUGUUGCUGAGACAAUUGACUGUAUACAAAGAUAGGUCAAGGUUAGGGCACGUGGCUGCUGAGAUGGGGGCUACAGUCUCUGUGCAUUCGGCCCACACUUUAACCACUUAGCUUAAUUGAUGCCUGUAAAGAGCUCCUUUAGUUGGUUUGACACACUCACAGAUAUGAGAAGGUCAGAGUUCAGUCCUUUUCUCUCCUAAUUCGGAGCACAAAACUCUGCAGAGCUGAGACCUGUCAAUCACAGCAUCAUAAAAAUAUCAGAUGUGCAUUUUGAUGUUUAAGUUUUUCCCAUCUGUUGACAUGGAGGAAGCAGGCUUUAUAACGUGUGCUUAGUCAAUCACCAAAAUGUUUUGGCUUCAUUUAUGAGCGCUGUCAUGUCAUCCACACUUUUGUACAGUCUGUGCUGUGACCCUGCCACACUGUCACCCCACAAGGUCAGAUUUGUGUCUUUUCAGCCAACCUCAGCUUGACACUGCUGUGUGUACACAAACAAACCCUGGCGUUGUUUGUAGUGCUGAAAAGUCUGGACCCAUUUUUCUGAUGUACUCCCCUGGUGCUGAGCUGAACUGAGGACUCAGGGUGACCUUGGUGCGAUGCAGAGGCUGCCAGCGUGAUUAUGGUAAUUCCCACCCCAGCACCCCUCCUCCUUCUAAUCCCACCACACAGUCAACUCUUCCUCUUCGGUGACACCGAGCUCACUUCCUCUACAACAGGCCCCCUGCAGCCUCACUGAUGACUACACCGAGUAUGAAGUAUCUUUCUACUCUUAGCUCAUUUUCAUUGAGUGAGUUUAGAUGUGUUUAUGGUUGAAGAUUUUGAUCUAUUGUGUGAAGCCAAUCCAGGACAGCAGGGUUUUAUUAAACGCUCAGCUGCCUUCUUUCCUUGCUUAGUUUAUAUUACGUUUCCCCUAGAGUUCUUAUUUAGUUUCUCCUUUGAAAAGACGCACCAUGGUCACUUUGUCCACAGAAUGGUUUUUCAACCUUGAGCACAGGAGAUGAUUUCAUGCCCGUCUUCAUCAGGGUGUUGUAAGAAUUUCACUUUCUUCCAUCCAAGGCCACCAAUUCAGCAUUUGUUAGCUGAAAAGCAGUCGUGAGCAAUAACAGCUUGAGUCGUGACGGGAAUUCAUUUUUGUAUUUUUGAGGCUUUCCAUCUCGAGCAAACUUCUUUAAGAGCAUUAGAAAUAUUCUCACAUUCACGCUUUAAUUUUUGGAUUUUGUCUUUUUGCUGCUUGAGUUUAUAGCUGUGCUCAUAUGCUCACACACACUCAUCCACAUCAGAUAUGAUUAGACUUUUCCUCCGCUCUCCUCUCUAUUGAUUUUCUCUGAUGCCCUCGGGGCUCUGGUGUAGCAUAAAUAUUAUCAUAUUUUUCCCCUCAAGUUGCAAAUUUGGACAGGGCAGAAAAGUGUUGGAAUAAACAGAAUCAAUAUCCAUGGAAACCAAGGGCAAGGUGUGUUCACUGUAGCUGUUUCGGCUUAAAUUGAUGAAUUGUUUCUGCUCCUGCAGGCUAUGGAGUUUGACAUCAACAGCACAGAAAUCCUGCUUUUUUUCUGUAUUCUUUUUCUUUAUUGUUCCUUUAUUUAUAAAAACCAAAGGGGCUCUUCAUGUUGUAUCUGAGCUCAUCUAAUGAUCUUUGACUGCAGUGCAGGGAUCUCUUCGAGGAAGCUGUCAGUUCAGAUACUCCUACACAGCCUGACACUGCAGACAAACAAAACUUUGCAGGCGUCCGUCUUUUUCUGCGGUUUCUUCCCUACUGCCACCCUCGCUCCUCACGGGCACAGGCAGAUGGAUGAAGACGUUAGAUUGGAUGAGGACUGAUUACAAGUCUCGCUGCUCCACUUUAAGAAAAGCAUCAGCCGUGGAGGGAUAUUUUUCUUAUCUUACUCAGUCUGGAUGACACAGAGGAGUCCAUCUCCUUCCCAGGUGGAAAAUAUCUUAAGUAGAGCCCCCUCGGUCUGACAGGACUAUUACAGUUAAACGAGGCUUUGAAAUAGACGCCACUCUAUUAGAUGACAUUUAAAGCUAUCACCCUUUCAAAUAGAUACCAAAGUAGACAAAAGAGCAAAUGACAGAUGUUCUGUCUUUAGCUGAGUCACCUUGACUUUGACUUGUUUUAACUUUCUUCACCAGAAAAUUGCUAAUCCGCGAAAACUUAAGUAGGUAACCUUUCAAAAAUCGAACAAUAGUCCCCAUUUGAGAGGCAUAAAUAAGAAUAAAACCACUGUAGGAUAACAGUAAAUAUCAGUUUGUUCUACAGUCAUCUGUGAAGUGGAGUUUUUUUGCAACCUCAUGGAUUUACAUGCUGUCAGGUGUGCAUUACGUGGGUGUAUGAGAGUUUGAGUUUGAGCAGCGUUAUUCAAACUUUCUCGGUAUGGAGUCAAAAACAAGAGUGAUUAAACUACUUACAGCAACUGCUUGUCAUAACUACUUACUUAGUAAUGUAGUGGAAAAUCCAACAUAAACUCAGUAAAACAAUGCACAGGAGACAGGAUGAGAUCUGAAGAGCAGCCUGGGCGUCUUUUAUUGUACAGAUGUUGAAAUUAGUACAGAUGACAACAGAGUCUCAACCAAAAGUGAGGAAAGCCACUCUCAGCUUUCCUCUUCUCCCUUUUACACUGACCGGUGUGUAUCUGAAUACAGUGAUUGUGUACUGCAUGUGUGUGUGUGUGUGUGUGUGUGUGUGUGCGUGCGUGCGUGCGUGUUUGUGUGUUUAGAUUGUUUAGAUUAAUCUAGAUUAAUCUUAACUCUCCCAGAGAAAAAUGUUCUGGCAGACAGAUAGUUUUGGUCCCUGCAAAAAAACCUUGCUUGCAACCUCUCAGUUAUGAGGCUGCACAAGUAGGCCAACCCAGAUUAUUUGUAACCUCUUAAUAAAAGAUAAUCACUCUAUAUUUCUUUAACCUAAUGUAUGAAAAUAUUCUACCACAGUAACUACCUACUUAACUACUUAUGGCAUGUUGAGAUAAACUCCACCCUCUUUAAUACUCUCUUCAUUCCACAAUGCGAAUCAGAAAUUUUCCCCUGACUUCAGGGUAACCUGACCUGAUAUGUAAAGUGAAAGUUCAGGUGUAGCUAACAAGUUCACCACUUGAGGAAACUCAACCAACCUCUGUUAAUGAACUUACAAUAUGAGCUUAUGUUUAUAGGUAACUUUAUUGAUUGUAUUUUUCACAAAUAAUAAAAGCAAAAAUACAAGCAGCUCAAUCUUGAUCAGCCAAUUCAGCACAAGCUCGAACUUUUUUCUCUGUGAGUUUGUACAUCAGUCUUAAAAACACAGCAGAGAAAAUAAAAAACAGCAGUCCUGAUUGCAUUGUCUGUAUCAUUCCUUGUGCACUCACUCCUCUGCCCUCUCCAUCAGUCUCCCUCUCUUUCUAUUUGUGCUUGGUAAAUAAAUCUGAUCGGGCAUUUCCCCAGUUUAUUAGCCGACAGAGGCAGCCCAGUGACUGCAGGAAUGCUGACUGCAGCACAUCUCUGUGCAGAGCCACGAGAUUUAAUGCAUACAGGAUAGAUCUGUCCAAGGCACCACUGCACAAAUACAGCAGCCCCAAACCUGAAGGGCAAGAAUCUCACUGUAACAAUGAGGAGAGGUUUCUCCCUCUGAUCUCUCCACCGAUCAGAGCCAGAUGACUGCGUUUCUAGUCAAAUAUUUCACUAUUUAUAAGAACCGACAAUUUCAAAAUGACAUGCCUAAUGUUCUGCAUUUAGUCUUUUAGAUUCUUUCAUGUCUUGUAAUAAAACAUGACAAAAUACAUUUGAUUUCUACUCACCUUUUAGAUGAUAUGAAUCAAACAAACAAAUCACUUCAGGUCCAGCUGAUGCCAAAUUUGCUUUGCACCCAGUUCUGACUAAAUCACCUGAAUAAAUAAAUACAUUGUCCUUUAAUUGUCCUCCUCUGGGUAAUUUAUGGGCUGACUAAGCAGUUAGAGCGAUUCAGUGCAUAUUAAUCUUGUCAAAACUCUUUAGUUUCCCUGAAAGCAUCGCCUUGUACUGCAGAUAUCUUUUCAAGUUGAAGUUGAGAGGGUGUCAAGUUUCCUGUCCCUGGUUACAACUCUUAACUCCGGAUUUAAGGAACUAGGAAACAGGUUUGUUUUCCCUGUGAUCUCUGUGCUUUAAAGAUGUUCUAAUCAAUAUUUUUACACACUACCGGUCAGAUCACCUUGUGAUGUGAAACAGGUCACAUGUAGCUGCAAACCCACAGAGAAUUUCCCCUGACUCUGCAAAUCCCUUCUGCUCUACAGAGCCUCACAGCCAUGUUUAUCUCAUUGUUUGGCCUGUGGGACACAACCUGUACUAUUUCUGUUCAACAGAUGGAUCAUUUUAAAAGUGCUUUUACUUCUCUUGUGUGAGAACUUAUUUCUUAAUCAUUUAAGGAUUUUAAACAUAUGAACCAACUGAAUGGUCUGGAGAAGGAAAAAAAUCAGGAAGAAAGGUCAGAUUGAGCAUUUUGCUGCAUGUGGCUAAUGUUAGCAGAACUAGCUUCCCCCGGCCUAUGGUCCUCCCUGCAGGUUAAAGGAAGAACAUUUAUGAUCAUUUCUUCAUGGAAAUGCAAUCACACUGAGACGCUAAGGCAGAAGAACUACCACGUCUGCAGUGCAAAAUGAUUAAUAUGGUGAUUAUUACUUCAAGGAAAUGAUAAAGAAAUGAUCAUAAAUGUUCUACCUUGAGCUGCGUCACCCCGUAGCAGUCCAUACUACAAACAAGCAGCUGCUGGAAGAGAGUGGGUGAGUUGUGUUUAGUCUCUUUGCUGAAGAAAUUAGGCAAAGUUAAAAAGAUGUUUGGUGGCUAGUGCUAUGGCUGGGACCCUAUAUGUACUGCUGAUGAAGUUAGGUGCUGUUCUGAGUAUUAUGUGUGGCUAUAGAGUGGCUUUUUGGUCGAGGUAUGUUUAUGGCUCCUCAGACCGCUGUGUAUCGUGAUCCUGCAGUUGUUACUAAAGUUGGUAAAACUAGAGAAGCAAGCGGUCGGCAACAUUCAUCUCUCGAGGUGUUGUGGUGUGUUUGACCGUAAAUUAAUUUUACACCAGAAUAUCCCUUUAAGGUGCCUCCAGUUGCAUUAAACAGACACAGCCGUUGUUAAUCUUUAUCUCCAGUUUCCAAAUGAAAACACUGCCAAACUGCACCAUGCAACCAGAUUUCAUCCAUCAUCUGUGCUUUGUUUGUAUUGCAUAGUAGAGUGUCCUAUUAUGGUUGUCUCCUUAAACAGCUACAGCUUUGAUAAAGGAUGUGAAUUUCAGACCAACAAAAAAGAAAGUACUGAUAGCUUGUUUAAUGGCCUGAAAAUUCUGGUGCCAACUCACACCUUAAUGAUGGUGAUGUUCAGUCAUUUAGUAAACUCUAAAAUUAUAUUGUUGUACUAAACCUCUGACAUUACAAAUCAGGUGUUUGAAUAGCCUUCAAGUAAAAGGUUUUAAAAUCCAACAUGUCAACAAAUUAACUGAUGACCACUCUGUAUGACUGUAUCAUCGCAACAACGGUGACAUCUCUUAUCGGAAGAAUUUAUUUAUUUAUUUAUUUAUUUUAUCUCUUCACAUAUCAUUUUGUAAGAGUGAAAGGGCCACUUUGAAGUCAUCAAAGAGCCUGAUUUAGCUGCUAGACCUCCAAUUAAAUAGUUCUAUUUCAAAAUACAUUAAAAGACAGAGAACUGAUGUUGUCUUACAUAAGUCCUUUUACAUUUUAUAAUAAACUAAUAAACUGUUACACAGACCUUUUUGAUUUUGAAAUUAAUUUUGCUCUGACCAAUUCCCUCAGAGUUCAAAUUAAAAGGACAUUGUGGGCUAAUGUGAACAUUAUUAGUUUUGUUCUGAGCAUAACAUUCACCCGGCACUGCUGUGCACAGGUACAUUUAUUUAACAUAAUUGAAAACGUAUUUCUAUAUUGUAAUAAAAAUGAUUAUGUUUUAAGGAUGUUGUGAAUAAAUGAAGUUAAAUGAAGAUUUUUUUUUGGGGGGGGGGGGUUUAGUUGUUUUUAUACCAUCAGAUAAAGCUUGUGUAACUCAAGAAUUUGGGAAUCUUUGCUCUUGUGUACCCGUCCCAAAAUCCCCAAACAUAUUAGGUCAUAAUGACUCCUUUUCUUUUAUUGCAACAGAAUAUCAUGAGUAAAAAUCUGUGUCAGCUUCAUUUCUCAAAGGGCUCUUAGCAGUCUGCAAACAUUGUAAGUAAUCACAAUCACUAGCCAAGGAUACACACAACAUCUAGAGAGCAGACAGUGACGAGAGUCAGGUUGGUAAGUGGUUGUGCAGAGGCAUAUUUUUCAGGGAUUAGAGGGGUUUUUUUUUGUAUUGUUACAAUUCCUGUGCUCUGGCUCAGUCUUCACUGGAGUGGCUUCACAGAGGCACAGCCUUAGGCACUGUCAAACCCUUGCCUUGGAUCAGCUUAGCAUCCCUUGUCUGCACCUUAUCCCAGAGAGACUGAAAAUACAGAGUUGACCCAUAGCUUAAGGGCAGCCCAGAGUAACAGUAAUAGUGUAGCUAGUGUGGUGUGACGGUGGCUCAGUUCUCCGGGCUGCACUGGGGAUUAUACUGCAGUGGAGUACAGCCCCGAGUGUGUAGUUGAUUUAUACUCUAAAAAAGAACAUGAAAAAAAGAACAUGAUCUUUACUGUCUUUUACUGCAGUGUGCAACUGAAGCUCACAAAAAGAUUUGAGUAUGUUGAUGAUGCAUUCAGUAUGACUUCAGUAAAUAAUCUGUACAUGCGAGUGAAUGUGUCAGCUCGGUGCUGAAAUAAUCGCACACCUCACGACUUAGCUCGUGCUGAGUGCAAGGAUCCUAAAUCUCAAAUCCUCCUAAGCAGGAGAGCCUACAUGACAGGUCCUGUUUAAUAUUCAUACUGUAUUUGGGAGCUCUCUUACAGCAGCAGCAGAGUGAGCAGUUUGUUUCCUCCCUGUGGAGCCUGUCUCUUCCUCUGAGCCGGAGGUCUCAGGUCGUCUCCUUUUUUGUAUCGGCAGAUGGUGAUGUCACAUCCCUGACAAGUGUCUCUUACAAAGAGGGGUUGGAUUACUUAGAUCAAGUGACUUUGGGUAAUGUGAGGCAGGACUCUGGUCGUGAUGAACCCACAGAGGAUAUCUUCUGUGUCUGAUGUUCUCUUUAUCUCAAAGGGGCCAUAACUUCCGGCGCUUAACUUGCUCAUUGACAGCUCACUUUGAUUGACUCACACGGAUCUCUUCUUUGACUUUAAUGGACAAAUAGUAGCUAGAUGGAUGUAGCAAAAGAUAGCUACUUGCAUGAGAAUUUAAAGGACUUGGUGGUGGCCUAAACCACAUCCUGAGAGCCCCACAGGAUUGAUGUCAGGACCCUUUCGCUAACCAAAGCACCGCUUGAAACUUUCCAGUUGAGGUCCAGUCCAUGGCAGGACAGACUCUUGUGUUACUUGAAGAAUGUGGAAUUUUUUAAUGAUCUCCAUCCUCCACUCUGCUAAUCUAAGAAUGGUGCAUGAGCCCUCAUUUGUCAACAGUCAUUCGUCAUUUGCAGCACUGUCACAGUCAUUUGUCAUUCCAUUAAUCCCUCCCUUUUUAACUUUUAAUGAUCAAGCAAAACUGAAAACAUGACAAGUCCUGACUGCUAUGAAAAGAGGCAUGUCUGUAAAAAAAUUGAUAGACUUGGAUUUUAAUUCUCUACUCUGAGCAGAGUUUUCACCUGUAAUGGAGGAAACAGACUUCAUGAUCUAUACCACAGCUUGUCAUCAGGGAGAGCUCUAAAUUUGAUGGCUUUCCUCCAGGGACACUUUUGAGCUGUUGAUAAUUUUCUCCAGUCUAUGCUGCACAGAGGUUAGUGUUGAUUUGCAUGUCGGCCAUUGAGCUGAUAACACUCAACUCAGCUUUAUUCAGGUUAUGAUCUCACUCAUACUCCAAAAUAGGCAAAUCUUUCUCCCAAAAAUCUGAUGGAAAAGCCUUUACACAUCAGCAGAAUCUGUCUCUACUAUCAUUCACAACAAACAAGGAGGGAUGUUGACAUAAUAAUAAACCCAUGAAUGUCUUCUGCAAGAUUACAACCAAAGCUACUCCUGACAGUAAAUCAGAGAAAGGAUCUCUGUGGAGAAAAAGAUCUACUCUGACAUCACUUCAGAAACAUUAUUUCAUUAAACUUUAUCACCCAGUUGUGCUAAAUCUCAAAGAAAGCAGAAGUUCAGUUUGACCAAAAUCCUAAUAUUACCAUAAGAACAACUCAGAACGAUGUGUCUUAAACCAUUCUAUCAAUAUUUCAUCAAUAUGUCUCCCAGCUACGCUGAACUGAAAUAAUAAAUGAAGUGUAGAAAAGUUGUGAAGCUCUAGAGGAGAAAUUCAGACGUAGAAGCUGUUGAAGUUGCUCCAAUUCAAUUUUUUCUUUUACUUUGAAGAGAUCAGAGACCACAUACUCUAUGCUACACUGUGUAAUUGCAAUUUUGUGGAACUACCAAAAAUGGGGCACUGUGAAUCUUCUCAAAUCUUUAGCUGAAGCACCAACCUUCACAUGCCCCAUAAAUCCCGGCAAAAUAGCCCAUAGGUGUCUGAGUGAGGAGAGAGGAAUGAGUGAGGAACACGCUCUGAUUGCCAUCUGUCUUUUCAUGAUCAUCAGUGUCACAGGCUGACGAGGCGCUCUUUAAGAUGAUGUUUACUCUCUACGCAUAUGCACAAACCACACACAGAAUAUAAAUGUCUCAACAUGCAUUAUAGAUCUGAGAUCACAACUCCAGCAAUCCCCGUCUGUGAUUAAAAAGAAGGUUGUUUUGUUUUAUCAGCCGUCUCCGCUUCCCUUAUCAGCUCAUUUGCAUAAUUAACAGUGGCUGACGCGUCCUCGCAAGCAACUGGCACUGUGAUUUCUCCUGCUUGGGAUUCUGUCCUACUUCCUGGUGUCACUGCAACCCCUUUUUUACCAGGGGGAUGCAGCAGAAAGUGCACAGUGCUGCAUUCAGGAUCACAUCUUUAUGCAGCUGUAAAUAAUGUUUGGGAACAGCUGCUGUGCACGGUGCAUUCUUGGCAUUUUUGUUCAGCUGAUUUUUGUUUUUCACCAAUAACUGGCUGAAUAUCACUGAGAUACUGCCUGCACAAUGACAGUGAUAGUAAAACACGGAUCAUUUUUAACUUUUAUCUGAACCCAUUGAAGGGUUAACAGUUUGAAUGUCAUUUUUUGUUAUUAUAUAUUCUAUUUAGUAUUUAGUUAUAUACUGCAAAACAAUGAUUUGGUUGAAGAAAUAGUUUUAUACCAAUGAGAAAAUGUUAAAUGUUCUUUUUUUUUUUUUUUUCAUUUCUUCAUAUCCGCUUUUACAAAAAAUAAUUCAACAGCUAUUAGAACAAUUCAUUUUACAAGUGGUCUUAGUAAUCAAUUGCCUUUUAGUUUUCUUUUAUAUAUAUAUAUAUACACAUGUGUAAAUUAAUAAAUCAGAAAACCAAAACUUUAGAAAAUUUAAGAACGUAGGAGAAGUAAAAAAAGACAAAAACAACAACAGCCAUAAAAAUAAAAAUGAAUAAAUAAAUAAACUGCUGAAGGGAUAUUCUGGCGUAAAAUUAAUUUAGGGUCAAACACACUGCAGGGUGGCACAGCUCAAGAAAAAACAUUUAUGAUAAUUUCUUUAUGGAAAUGAAAUCACACUGAGACGCUAAGGCAGAAGAACUACCACGUCUGCAGUGCAAAAUGAAUAAUGUGGUGAUCAUUACUUCAGGGAAAUGAUAAAAUAUUGAUUAUAAAUGUUCUUCCUUGCGCUGUGUGCGCCUGCAGCAGUCCAUAGUGGACUGGCCUGAGGUCUCACAACAAACAAGCGGCUGCUUGAAGAGGGUGGGUGAGUUGUGCUUAGUCUGCUUGCUGAAGAAAUUAGGCAACGUUAAAAAGAUGUGUGAUGGCUAGUGCUAUGACAGGGACCCUGUAUGUACUGUUGAUGAAGUUAGGUGCUGUUCUGAGCAUUAUUUGUGGCUAUAGAGUGGCAUUUUGGUUGAGGUUUGUUUAUGGCUCCUCAGACCGCUGUGUAUUGCAGUCAUUACUAAAGUUGAUAUAACUAGAGAAGCAAGCAUUCAUCUCUCGAGGGGGUGUCAAACUCUGUGUUCUGGUGUGUUUGACCCCAAAUUAACAUCACUGCACUACCGCUUGAUUGGACAGUAACUAAAGAUUUAAAAAAACUGACAAUGAAAACCCAGAGGGACAUCAGGCCGCUUUCCAGUAUAAAUCAAACUACAGUCAGUCCAAACCAAGUAAUUUGACUUGACAAGAGGCCUUUCAUGAGUGCUGAUAUACAGUACAAGAGUGCCUAGACUCUGGAUUAAAUGAAUCACUCUGCCUCAGGUGUUCUGAAUGCUGUUUAUCAAUUUUACUGCAUACUCCAUGCUACAUCUUUAUUAAUCAGUCACACAGUCCAUCAAAGCAACUACAGGACCAACUGAUUGAUGGUUGGUGGAAUCAUUCAGUUACAAAGAAGGUGCUCUGUGUCUAUGUGAGGACAUUCAUAAAAUAGCAGGAGUACAGGAAAGUGUUUUAAGUGGCUUGGCAGCAGUCAGUCCUCGACAAGUCAGUGCAGUAUGCUGAGGAACAGCUUUAAUUUGAAAAGCAACCCUCAUUGGUCGUUUUUAGAUGUGCUGUAUUUAAAAGGCUGACUUGACUCGACUGUGUAGUCUUAGUGACGACACCCGUCAGUUUCUGAGUAGGAGUUGUGAAACUUUUGAGUGGUGGUUGCCAUGUUGGAAAUGCUGACUCUAACUUUAUUGACAUCUGUCAAUCAAAUCACCCACACCCCUCAAUGUGCACAUUAACGUAUAACUCUUGGUCUUCAUGUUUUUAAAACAAAUGAGGUAUGAAUGAAUGUUUGUAAGAAAAAUGUCAGCUUCUACUAGUAGAAACAAAGCAGUACAAGUUUACAGACGCAUUUGAGCUUCGCAGCCUGAGCCUUGCAUCAGAGGAAAUUAGCACAGUGCAUCCUGUGAAUGCAACGAUAUUGAUCCUCACAAAUGGAUGAAAAUAAAACAUUUCUAAAUACUUUUUUUUUUUGUUUCAGUCCUUGAAAAUCAAAGAGCAAAAACCGUCAAUACAGAGCAGCCAUUCUGCUUUUAAAUUCAAAACUCAAAACUAAUUAAAUCUUUUUUUGCAGGAGAGAAAAAAUAUUAUCCAUAAAAAAGGAGUUUUCAAGUGACCUGACAAAUACGCAGAAUUUAUGAUGAUUACCGGCAAAAGUUUACAGAUUCAGGUUUCAUACAAAUGUGUAUCAAAAGAGGGAAUCAAGGAGAACAUGUUUUUGUGUUUUCAAAUAUAGAAACUCCAGUCUUUGUAGCUAUUUACAGAAGAUAGUAGCUAAAGAUAUAGAGUAACACGUAGUCCAGUUAUAAUUUGUUAUUACAGAAUAAUUAAUCUUAAAUAAUCUUCUUUACAUUACUUCAAAAUGAGCACAGUUUCAUCAUUUCACUUAUUACAAAAGUGUUGCAAGACAUCUAUAAAACUGAAACUUUUAAAAACAAGUGUGGUAAAGUUUGUCAAACCUUUUCCCCAGACCUUUGGGCGUGUACCAACAGGGAUUGAUUGACAUCACUGUGCUCCUAUCAGGGCAGGACAGUUAGCAUGGUAAUUAAUUCACAUAGUUAAAACAGUUUUGUUUUUGAACUGCAGCGUCCUAAAGCAAAAUGAAACCAGAAAAUACUCAGUUAGAGAGUUUUACCCUUCAAUCCUGUGAUUUUGAGCGGACUGCCUUAAUGCAGUGAAGUCCUGUACAACCCUGUCAAUAAUACAGAAUAUACAUGUGUGUAAAUGUGUGAAUGUUAAAGGAAGGGCAUGUGAAGGUCAGCUGAUGUAGCAGAGCCCCUGUGAACAGGGAGGGGAUUACAACUCAGAGGUAUUAAAAAAAGGGCUCAGAGGAAGGUGACUUGUGCUGCUGUACGAUGACUAAUCUGACUUUCCCUUUGUUUUUCCCCCUUGCUCCAAAAAUCUGUCCUCUCUCUCUCUCUCUCUCUCUCUCUCUCUCUCUCUCUCUCUCUCUCUCUCUCUCUCUCUCCCCCUGUCUUUCUCCCUCUUUUUCCCUCACGUUUGUCCGUCUAUCUUUAAACACACAUAUUUCUUCUCUCUCUCCUUCUCUCUCUUUUUCUCUCUCUGCAGGAUCCCUGACGGUGUCCAUCACUGACAUGCGUGCUCCGGUGGUAGGGGGCUCCGGGGGGGUCUAUGCUUUGUGCUCAGCGCAUCUGGCCAACGUUGUCAUGGUAACCAUCAGCAUCAUCAUCACCUGCAUUGUUACGUCUGAUUUUCAAUACAGAGGAAAUGUCAGAGCUCUCUGUAUAGUGUGAGAUAGACUAGCCACACGUUCCCUCUGAGGGCCUCUGAUUCUAUUUAUUUAUUUGUAGAUUUCUCAGGGACGUGUUCGCCUUGAUUGACAGGACAGCUUCAGGAGUAGCGAGUAGGAAAUUGUCAUGGCUGGGAGUCGAACCAGUGAUGACCAAAAUCUUUUAUGUUGCCCUAGAGUUCUUUCAAGUCCCACUGAAUUUUCUUUGGAUGGGAAAGUUCUUGAUGAGACCUCUUCAGACUCUUAUUAGACAAAAUCACAGUAUUUAUACACCAUUCAUGUCAUUUUUAUUGCUAAGUUUGUUGAGAACUACUCGUCUGGUUUUGUCUUUCAUGCCUACACAAGCAGUGAAUCCCCUUGAUGCACCGUGUUAGCUUUUCUCUGAAUUCGUUUGUGUGUGUUUCUGUCACAAGGUUUCUCUGUGAAAUGCCUUCCACAUUCCCUUCUACUCUCAAGGCAGUGUUACAUCUGACAAAUCACUUUAACUAAUGUCGCUGCUUACUGUGGGCAGCAGAGAUGCCAACAGGGAUAGAAAUCAAAAUCCACCGACAGGCCCUGAGCGCAGACUCUGUAACUCUAACUUUGUGCUCGUAGCAGCUCGCACACACAUUACCAGGCUUGCUCGUCUUGAGGAAAUCCUUUGAGGGACGUCUUAGUUCUACUGUGAUUACUUUUUUACCAUCUUGCAGGGAAGUCUUGUCCGAUCGCUGACCCAGUACAUUCACAGGCCAUCUGCCAUGAUGUAUCAUCAUCUGUACUGGCGCAGACAUUUUUAGGUUGGCUGAAGUUUCAAGAUCUACUCUGCUCGAGCUCUGAAUGUGAUUUCUUUGAAGUCUUGAAGCUUUAUCUGGGCUGUCAGGAAUCAUCUUGGAUAGUCAACUUUUGGUGCAUCACUGAAAUAUAUAUAUUUUUUAAACAAUCCAGUGUGGUUUGUAGGAAGAUUGCCCUUCUUUUCAUUUUUAUAUAUGAAGUUCAGCCAUAACAUUAUGACCACUGACAGGGUGAAUGUAAAAUAUACUGUAAUACUACUACUACUACUAAUACUACUACUACUACUACUAAUAAUAAUAAUAAUAAUAAUAAUAAGAAGAAGAAGAAGAAGAAGAAGAAGAAGAAGAAGAAGAAGAAGAAGAACUUUAUUUUUAUUGCACUUUUAAAAACAGAAGUUUGCAAAGUGCUUUGACAAACAGUUGCUAAGCACAGAACAUCAGCACAUAGAAAUAAAAAUAAAAGCUCAGUUAAAAACAAGGCCUCCGAAUUGAAGGCCAAUUUCAUUUGUCAUAAGAAACCCAGACAAUACAAGAAACCUACAACAUAAAAUGAGACCAUGAGGACCAAAAUAAAGACAUAAAAUAGUUAAGAAAAAGAAGUAUAAUAAAACAGGGGGUAGAAAGCAGGAAACAGGACAGUUAAUAUAAAAAGAGGGUAUUAAUUAUGAUAAUAAAAUCAUAAUAAAAUAAGAAUGAUGGUAAUAUUAAUGAUAAAAUGGAAUAACAGAAAUGAGCAGGAAAAAACAAUAAAAUCAAUAAAAGGACGAAAAGGUAAAAUAAGAAAAUGUUAUAAGUAAAACAAAGGCUAAAAGGACAGUAAGUCAAAAUAAGAUAGAGGUAAAAGAGAUAAAAGAUGAAAGAAAAAAGGGAAAAAAAGAGAAAAGAUGGCAUUACAUAAAAGCAAGUCUGUAAAAGUGAGUUUUUAAAAAUUUGACUUAAAAGAAGCGUCUGUCUCUGCUGCACGCCUUAUCUCCUCUGGCAGGUCGUUCCAAAGUCGAGGAGCUCUGAUGGAGAAAGCUCUAUUACCUUUAGUUUUGAGCCUCGACUUUGGAAUGACCAGGAGGCCUUCACCAGAGGAUCUGAGGCUGUUGGUUGGCUCAUAAGGUAUUAAAAGCUCUGAAAUGUAGCUCGGAACAAGUCCUUUGAGCGCUUUAAAAGUAAUCAAUAAAAUCUUAAAAUCAAUGCUAAAACUGACAGGAGGCCAGUGAAGGAAGGCUAAAAUUAGAGUGAUGUGAUGCCGUCUACUAAAACCAGUUAGUAGACCACUGUAUGUACAUAUGAUACAAUAAAAUUUGCAAGUUAGGAUGCCAGAGAUUUUAACAACAUAUUCUGAAGGCUACUCAACUGGGUCAUAUCUGAAAUCACAACUGUCUUGGGGCGUUCUCAUGCUGUUGUUGUCAGUUACUACCAGACGUGAUCCAAAGAAGGAAAAUCCAUGAACCACAGGAGCUAAAAAAAAGAGUUAUUUCUUUCCUUCACAGAGUGUAUCACAGUUUUUUGUGAAUGGGGGCUGCGUCAGGGUGUCCAUGCUGACUUCUGUUCACUGCCAAGAGUACCUACAACGGGACUGAACUGAACCACACACUUUGUUAACUAGGAGCUCCUACCUUAUAACUUCCUGUGCUUAAGGAUCAGCUGCUAACAUCGUGGUCCCAGAUACCACAGUGCACUUUUGGAAGUCUGGAGGGAUCGAUAACUCAUCUGGUCACAGCUGUUUUUGGCCUUGACCUUUUUAGAGGGGGGUCUACACCACAUUAGGCAGGUGGUCUUAAUUUAAUCGCCGAUCUGUGUAAGAUUCUUCCAAAAAGCAAUUAUUAUCUCUAUAAGACCUCGACUUUCCUGUGGUUGCCAUUGGUUUCGCUGGGUUUUGGGUCACGUGGGCACUGUGUUUGAAAGCGGGUAGGUUAUAUAAGGGGCAGUCUCACCUGCACUGGGGUGGAGAGGUGAGCCAAGGUAGCUGUCAUUUUUGUUGACCACACUUUAUGUUCUUCGUUUAAUAUGACACACAUCACAAAGUGUACACAUACAACAUCUGGUGUGCAUGGCUAAAUCAUUGGCCACUGUAGAAGCAUUUUUUCUGUUAUUAAAGCUCCAAAACCUCGUUAAACUGUGUGUACUUCUUUGGAACACAAAUAUGCAGGACCUAUUCUCUGCCUCAAGCAUCUUUUUUAAGGUACUAGGAAAAGCCGCAAUAGUAAAGAAGAAGAAAACUGCAGCUAUCAGAAUUCAGGAGCAUUAAACCACCUAAUCAGACCACCUCCUCUUUCAUGAGAUUAAACAUUUAUUAGAGAAAUAUUGUGAGAUUACAAGCACUGCCACUCUCUGCGAUACAUUUUAGGCCUCUGGUCAGAGUAGAUUAUGUUCGUGCUCACUGAUGUGUCUUUAAUUUUGCAUGGCUUUCACUGUUUCUUUUUAGAAAAGAGGAGAAACACACUCAAUUUCCCUCAGCCAGAAAUUUCUAAGUGAUAUAGCUGGACCAUUUUUCAUCUUGAGGAGUAAAUAUGUAACUCUUGGUCAGGAUGCCAUUGUUCGUUUCUCCCCUAGAGAAUCCAAAGGGCUCUUUAUUGGCCCAUUCUCCCCAUCUGUCAAAUUACCUUAGCCCUAAUUAAUAGAGUGCCACUGGGCUGGAACCAUAAAGUGGAGAGCAGCCAGGUGUAUAAUCGUGUCUGUGUGUAGUGUAAGUGCUGCCUUCUUUCUCAUAUAGAUAUGGAUUGUUUUUCUUUCAGGUCUAAAUAUGUCUGGAAGAGAGAAACUGAGGCGUCCCUCCCCAUGCUGUUAUGUUAUUACUCUCAUGUUUAAUGGUUGGUCCGGACCGUUUGUGCUGACGGGCCUUUUUUUUUUGUGGUUGCAGAACUGGGCCGGGAUGCGAUGUCCAUACAAGCUGCUCCGCAUGAUCCUGGCGCUGGUCUGCAGUAAGUUUUCCAGAUUUACAAUCCAGCUCUGCUGUUGCAUACAUGUUAAAUUUAUGGUAAAAACAUUGAGCAGUUAGUGUUGAGUUUCAAGCAUUUUUAAUGACCGCACACCUGUUCACAGUGCAGUGUUUAUCAUUUAAGUGCUGUUUAAAAACCCCUUGAACUGAGCAUCAGCUAUCUCUGUUAAUUACUCAUGGUGAGAGGCUCUGUGAUUGGACGUGUUGCUUUGUUUUCAUAGCAUUUGAGUCAUACUACUUGUCCUUUUUCUCCACACGAGGGCCGAUACACUGCCACUUUCAUUAGUGAGCAAUAUGCUCCCUCCAUCUGUCCCGAGCCUGACGCCCCCGAACGGAGUGAGCAGGGACUCUCUGCUGGAGAUAUUUCUCAUCAGUGUUUUACAAACAGGGAAUUCUGCAUUUCAAAAUGAAAUGUGGAAGGACUUGUUAAGACUGAGUCAACAUUUGCUCUGGAUUUUUUACUACCAAUGUGGGUUGUUGAUUCAGCUAAGGCAACAAACCUCAGCACAUAAAAUUUAAGCAUAGCAGAGUGUAAAGAUCUGUUCCUCCUGUGACCUGUUCUUAGUCUGGAAAUAAGACUUUUAAAACCACAUACUACUAAAACUGUGGAGCUCAUGUUUAGGUCUCUGCAUACGAUAAACUCAUCCCCUGUCUGUGCUCUCUUUACAAUGAAAAGGUGAGCUGUUAUUUGAAAAGUGUCCUUUAAAGCUAACCACUGAGAUGGAUUAACCAGCUUAUAUUAGAUGUUUGAUAGAUAAGAUAUCAAAGCACAUGUUCAUAAUGUUGCACACAGGACCAGACAUUUUUGAGAAGUGGUUUGGUUUUUCAUAUGUAGUCCCAGAGGCCAAUCACAUACCUGCAGACUUUGGUGUUUGCAGAGAAAACAGUUCAUUUGUAAAAAGAUGCUAAAGACACUGAAUGUCUCUGAGCUGACUGUGUAUUUCAUCUUUCCCCUGUCCACCUCAGUGAGUUCAGAGGUGGGUCGUGCCGUCUGGCUCCGUUUCUCACCACCGCUGCCCUCUUCAGGCCCCCAGCCCAGCUUCAUGGCCCACCUGUCUGGAGCCGUGGUCGGCAUCAGCAUGGGGCUGCUGAUCCUGCGCAGCUACGAGGAGAGCCUGCAGAAACAGUGCUCCUGGUGGGUCAUCGUCUUCUCCUUCAUCACCUUCCUCCUCUUCGCCAUCUUCUGGAACAUCUUUGCUUACGAGCUGCUGGGGGUGCAGAUACCCCCUCCUCCCUGAUGAAGGCCCCCCCUCCUCCUUCUUUCUUCUCCCCUCCAGGUCCUCCUUCACUUACUCACUGACUUCAAACUCCCCCUUUGAUAGUUAUUAACGCUCCCAUGUCCUCUCAAGUUAAAUCCAAAUGAAAUGAUACAAAGUUGUUUGAAACUAGAAAUCGACCAAGAAUCCUUUUUUUACAGAUACUUUGCAGAUCAAAGAAAUACGUCUCUUUUAUUAAAGAGGGAUUACUGUAGCAACAAGUACAGGUGAGCACUCCCCAGAUCCAUAUUGAGGAGUGGUAUAUCUUUUUUAUACAUACAUUUAAGUCACAUCCACAUUACCAGCACUAACCUUUCAGUCAGCAUUUAGCCAUCGUGCUCUUUUUUUCAGAGGCUUUUUGUAAAGCACCAAUCAUGUCUUUGAAUGCAUCUUUCAUUCGUAUAAAGAGCUUGGGCAAGAAGAAGGUCAUGAUAUGGGCCUCUGCUGGAACUGAAGGGAAAGGAUGCUGCAGUGGAUACAAUGAAAACAAAAUGCUAGGAGAGGUUUUCUCUCAUAGAAGGGGAACAGCUACGGUGAUACACCUCAAAUUUACAAGUUUGUAUUGUUUUACUUGAAGGAACUCGUGCAGAUUAGAUGCCAAAAUCCAAGUCCAACAAUCAGAGCUGUAAGGAGAAGAAUUUUAGCAAGAGAAUGUCAUUUCAUGGAGGCAGCAAUAAACAAAAAAUACACAAAAUCACACAUGCUUUUUGCAGGAUUGCUGGCACACUAAUUGAAAAGCAAAAAGAAAGAACAGCUCAGAGAAUGUUUUCUUCAAAUUGAGCAGCUUAAAACACCAGUCAGAGUCUUUUUCAGCAGAGUGCAAAUGGAAAAAGAAAGCAUUAUUCAGAGCAGCUGCAGGAAAGAUGAGCGAAACAGUUUGGACUUGAGUUUGUCGAUACUUUCAUCUUCACCAUCUUUAGGGUUAGCUGUCAUUUUCACUCCAAAAUAAGUCGGUUUUCCUUUAUGAUUUAUGUGACAUGAAACCUACACUGUGGAUACAGAAACAAAAGUCAGACAACAUGGACGAGAUGUGAAGAUGGGAAACAAAAGUGACAGGAGAAAAAAAGUAACAGCCAAUGUUUCCCUGGUUGUCAUACCUCGAGCGAGUGAACUCCUGUUGCUGUGUCAAAUGCUAACAACCAACUUGCUAGGCGCACCGUUGUAAAUUACGCCAUGUCAUGCUCUGUGGCUCUCAGCGAGACAAGGACAUACACCCACACACACUCUUCUCCUGUUUGUCUUUGAGAGCAGACACUGCCUGAUUCUGCAGUGGACAAACUGAGAAGAACGACACAAACACACACGCGUAUAUACACACAUGCACAUACACACACUGGCCUCUCUGUUCUCGCUCUGAUGGACUGAACUGGGGAGGAUACGGAUGUGUCAUCACUUGACCUCUGACCUACGUGUCCCAGAGGGCAUUGGGGCCUCUCUGUCAGGCCCAGUCUAUACCUCAGUUUCUCAUCUUAGGGACUGUAUACUUUUGUAAAGGAAUGUACCUAUAAAGAAAAAAAGAAGAAGAGUGUUAUUAAGUUGUCCCCGUUUUUCAUUUGAUAGUGGAUGUGUAUAUUGUAUGUUCAUAGCCAAGAGUAUAUUUAUUUGUAUUUUUUCCCUCUGAAGGGGAAAAAAGUCUCAAAAGGUGCAUAAUUAUUGCCAUGAUUGUUCUUCUGAUAACUCUUCUAUGGCUUUGGUCCUCUGAAAAUUACUCUCUGAGGCAGAAUCUCAACCACCGACAAUUCAAGCUCACUUGAUUUUAUAAAUCUUUAGUGCUUUACUAAAUAAGCCAUAGAAAGAACUAAUUCAAGUGGGUAAAAGAAGAGGGAAAAAAUGUUAGUUUGAAGCCUGCUGGUUGCAGUGAAACUUACUUUUUUUGUGUGUGUGAUUAUUUGACAUGAUUAUUUCAUUGUGAAUAUCCAACAUGGAAGGUUUAAAAAAGUAAAACUGUGCAAGUACAAGCCUGUGAAGCUCUGGACUGUUUCAGAUAUUUCCGUGUAGCUAGGAUCAUUUUUUAAAUCUUUUUCCUUUUUUCUAAUCCAUUCAGCUUAUUUUCAUUUUUUUGCACCUGCCAACACCUUCUAUCUGCCCCCAUCAGUGUGCAGAUGCCUCACCUAACCUCUUCUCCUACAAAUAACAAAUCACUUACACAGAUUCUGUCGGAGAUUAUAACCUUCAGAGUGAUUUAAGCUUUUGGAAAGCUGAAGCGAAGAUAGCAAUUACAUUUACUAAUGCUAUGUUCCAUUUUUCAAACUUUCAAUCAAUAAUUCAUCCAAAUGUCCAUCGGCUGCCUGAGGGGUAAAAAUCUUUAUGCAUUUGCCAAUUUCGAUAGUUGGUCAUAAAUACAGUCCUCAGCGUUUGCUUCCUUGUGAAAGUGUCAGAAGUAGCAGAAGAGUCCAUGUUAAAUGAGGGAAUCUGUGGGAAAUAGCCAGAAUAAGCCAUUUCCACAUGCAUUUGAAGAGAAAAGAUCAGCCAAUAUGUGGAAGUAAUGGAUCCUUGAUAGAAACUCUUGUGUGUACUCAGAAAUAUUAUUGCUUGGUAUGGCAGAGAUACAUCAAUGAAUAAUGCAUACAUACCCUGUUAGCCUAUAAUAGAGAUAAAGGGGGAAGCCUGGGAGGAGGUUCAUGUGCCUCUUUAACUUAGGAUUCAUAGGAACCCUGAAGGGUUGUAAAAAGGGCUAGUAAAUGGCUAUGUUUUUGUCGAACACAUUAACUGUGAAUAUCCCCACUUGGAAGAACAUGCAGGACAAAAAGAAAAGGUUGUCGCUCCUAAAACUUGAAAGAAAAGAUACUUGACUGAGUUCUCCUCAUGUGAAAUGUUAAGUUGAUGUGUUUGUACCAUUUUCCUCCACAAAAACAGAAAACACCCUGAAUUUUACAUCAUCUGAAGUAGAGAGAGUGACCCUUGACAUUGAGAUGGUUUUCAGCAAAGUUUUCAGAUUUUUUUUCCCUUGUGCCAAAUCCCCUCCUGGCCCUUAAACCUGAGUCAACAUCAGCACCAAACACCUUCAAAAAAAAGUCAUCUCCGCUGCACCCAGACAGCCAAAGGAGAGGAGGAAACCUGAGUCACAUCCUCUGUCUGACAACGUGUGACAGCCUGGGUGUUUGUGAAGGAGAGACAACAGAAACAAAAGAGCUGGCACUCGUCACAAAAACCCUCAGCGGGGCUUUAAAGCAGCAAGCGGCUAUGCUUUUUUCCUGCCGGGCUUCUGUCACAACAGCCCAGUGUCAGGAUGAUGCAUGUCUGUUUUUUGAGGAUGCACCAGAGCCCAAAGCUACACAGGAUAUCCUCCUUUAAUAAAUGGAACCGACAUGCGGUGUGAUGUUAAUUUAAUUGCCGUCUUUGAGUGACAUAUUUCUUGAAGAGAGUAAGAAAGGCUCAGUGAAGGUUAGCCCUAACUCGUUUGAGUCUCACUCAUACUUGAGCCCUUGUUGAUGUGAAAGCACCCAAAACAUUUUGUAUUUCUUUGCUCAAGAAGGCAGCACAAGUUUCUAGCAGCUACUUGACUUUUUUUUUCUGACCGCUCUUUCUUACUUUUUGUUUUUGUUGUUGUUGUUCUUGGUGUCAUUUUAAGCUGGCUUUCUUUGGACUGCAUACAUGUUGGCGUGCCAUAUUUUCGACUGCCAUUAACAUUGAUGCUUUUACCUCCCUAUGCCAAUCCAUCGUGCUGUAGAGCCCAAUGCCUUGUUUUGAAUAAGCUCUAGACUGAAGACCAAGCAGGGAGGCUUUCUUGCUUUAAGCUACAUCCUAAUGCACAGAUCCAGAAACAGCAGUGCUGCGAGGUUGUUAUUACAUCCAGCUGCUGCUGCUGCUUGCCAACAAGGCAGCCUGGUUGCCUUUCUUUGCCAGUGUUGUACUUUAGGACUGUGCAGGUAAAACAAGCUAAUGUAGCUCUACAGAUUAAACAGUCAUUGGAAGCUCACUAACAUAUAGAUUUACACUAAUAGAGCAUUACUGAGAGCAUUGAAAUUCAGUUGUUCUGAGCCCAAAAAGUACAGUCAUUUAGCUUUAAUUCCCUGUAAUUAUUCUGGACUUAAAUUGAUCAAAUUGUGUACUACAGAGUCAGAUAGUAGAAUUUUGUUAAGCAGUUAAAUUUAACAAAAAUAAACAGGGAUUCUGUGAAUCCAAAUCCUCAAAGUCCUUAUAGUUUCACAAUUUCAGAGCCAUCAGUUGUGCCAAAAAUCUGCUGUGCUCAAUAUCGAUAUCAUAAAUGACUGAAAAUUCCGGUUAACAAAUGGAUCAGAGAAGUUUUUGUACAUUAGUGGGAAACAAGCAUAAAGUUUGUUUCUGACAGGAUUCAAUGUUUUUCUCUGAUGGUGAGAGUAUUUUCUGGUUUGAAAUGUUGCUGGAGUUGGAGUAUUCAGAGUCCAUCACGUGCACAUGUACUGCCUGAGCCACUUAAAAUAAUGCAAAUAUCACGGUCACCUUCAUCUCCCUCCUAUAGUUUAGAAGAAGAAAAAAAAAAGACAUAAAUGUGCUGCUGUAGUAGUUUUUCCUGAGCUGCUUCUUACUCGUAUCGAUUAAAUGGUGCCAAGCUUAUGAGGUUCAAUCUCUCAGAACAGAUAAGAGGUUGUACCAACACAGCGUUUACAAACAGAAAAAGCAGAAGAAGCUAUUUUUCUCUCGGUCUUGAGGAAACUAAAGGAAAACUAAAUUUACAUAUGGAUAAUUUAUAUCAAAGUCCUCAUUAAUUAUUUCCACAAUCUAUUGUACUUUUUAAAUGUUCUGAACGGAACCAUUUUAUAUUGUAUAUAUAUGAAUAUAUUUUGUUUUAUUUUGUACUGUUCAUUGUACUUUGCUUUGAUUUAGAAACAAUAUAAAUAAAGAACAAUACUGUGGCAACAUAA
This is a messenger RNA of Xyrichtys novacula (pearly razorfish), 50894 nucleotides long. Lineage: Eukaryota; Metazoa; Chordata; Actinopteri; Labriformes; Labridae. The record is from the annotation of a GenBank genome assembly.